CGAGAUGUGGGGUGUUUUGGACUUAACAUGGUGAGUACCGUCUGUUGAUAGGCCGCCGUGCCUAUUAACUGGUUUUAAGAAUAAUAAUAAUGUGAUUUGUCACAAGCUCUUUUUUUAUUUAAACGUUAGCCCUGUUGAGAAAGACUUGUAAGUCCCACAGUGUGUCAAGUGGGCAUCAGCAUGUUGUUUUCAGCACGUUUUCCACACAUGUCCCGGGACCUGUGCCCAUCUCGUCAUCCCUGAGCUGUCACAUGUACUUUGUUAUGAUUUGCAAACUAAGCACUGACUGAAUAUCAAAAUGCCAUCAUCUGUCCGGACCGAAAAGCAGCAGCCUCAUCAUUGCAUGCAUCUCAUAAUGACAUAAUAUUACUGACAUGGCACAACAGGAAGCGUGUUUUACCUUCAUCCAAAACAUUGUGAAAAAGUCAGGACACAAAGUAAUGAGAAAAUAAGACACAGAGUGGAACUAAAAGUUUGCCAAAGUUUGAAUUAGUCUGUCUAUUAUUUUAAUUUUAUGCAAAUUAGGGUUAAAUUAGCUCUGUAAAAAUGUCACGCAGUGGGAGGCCAGAAGGUCUAGCUUUUAGCGAAGAAGAAUAAAUGAGGGAUAAAGUCGUCACACUGUCUGCUGUCUUCCCUGAAUCUGCCUCUUAAAAGAAAACAAAAAUAAAGUUAGAUUUGGUGCAAAGUCACAGAGACUGGUGAAAGUUUCUGUUUGGUUGAAUCUAUUGAGGUCAUCAGCAGCUGCAUAUCUUUGGCCUUUUCAUGCAUGUUAUGGUUGUAUGUUGCUUUAGUGUUGAUGGUGAAGAACCAUCUUUACAGUUUUGGCCAGUAGUGUUUAAACAAUAAGAAAACAACAUUUAGUUAGUUGGAAGUAGGAUAGAUAGAUAGAUAGAUAGAUAGAUAGAUAGAUAGAUAGAUAGAUAGAUAGACACCUUAAAAAGUGUGACAGGCAGUAAUUACCACAGCACUGUCUCUUAAUAACUCUGAGACGUCUUCUCAGGAGGGGAACACAGGCAGGGACUGUCAGCCCGGGGGGACGUGUGACAGUUUUUAAUCCCGCUGACAAUAGAUCUGCUGGCGGAGGACACAUGAGACGGAGAUGUGUUUGGUUGGAGCAUCAGAGGAAUGUGAUUCAGUGUCAAAGUUUUAAUUAGUUGGCCUCGCCGUCUGGAUUCCUCCGGAUGUUACUGUACUCCUUCUCCGGGUCUUUAUACAGCAGGAACAGACUCAGCUGCUCUGCACCAGCAGGUUAUACAAGGUGAAGAGUCAUCUCUGUAUGUCUGCAUUCAAACCACGUAUCAAAGACAGAAGAUGGUUAAUAUUUAUGUUGGUGUGUUGCACUCAUUUAUCAUAGAUGCAUACUUCUCCUCCACUUUAAUCACUCUGCUCUAAAACUCUGCCCUGAGAUUUACAUUUGCAGGUUUACAUGGUGAUCUUUGUAGCUAAGAGGAGACUUUUUGUUUUUUCCAGGGCAAGCAGGUUGGAAAAAAUGUCUAAAAUGUAAAAAAUCUGAGAGUCCCAGGGCUGCAGUUCCUUGGUUUGCCACUAGAGGCUGGCUCCAAAAGUGAGUUAUUUCCCAUAGAUGACCAUAUCAAAAAGCAUUUUGCUGCAUACAUACACCUCAUCACAACCUUAGAGGAAAAUAGUUUUAUGUUUUAGCUUUUCCACAUUUAUUUACUGUACAUUGAAUUAAAUCAACACCACACGACAACUUUUGGUUCAAAAAGAAAAAAGCCACAGUUGCUUGGUUUACUGCUUCAGAAUAAAUUUUCCCCCCUUUCUAGUCACUUUGUUUGGGAAACUUACUUUGAUUUUAAAACAGAAUUAAGGGUGUGUAAAGCAACAGCGUUAUUUCAAACCUGCUUCUUCUUAAACACACUCAGCAGUUUGUUUACAGGGUCAAAGAUCCAUCGAUGCAGAAUUAAAGGUGACUCUAAAGGUAAUUAGAGGAAAAACGAAGGUGACUGAGGUUAAAAUAAGAGUCAGUCAUAGCUUUCGGGUCACUGACCUGUCUCUGCGCUCUCAUUUAAAGCUCAUUAAAGUGGUUUUAAGAAGCAGUUAGACUAGAGGUGUACUUUCUCCAGUGUAGUAUUCCAGUCAAAUAUUCUUGUUGGUGAAUGUAUGAAAACUGGACGUGAAAAAGAGGCAGAGAAAUCUUGAGGAAUGAAGUGAUCUGCCUGAACUAGCACUGGUUUUGCCCCAGUGAUAAAGUAGCUGGCCAAAAUCUAAACAAUGUCUGAUGACUUUUGGUAUUUAGUGUUUCUAACCCACACAGUUUGGUUGAUAUUCAGAUUUUGGAGCUCCUUUUGGUGUCCGUUUUGGCGCCUCCUGUGGACAAAGUUGUAACUGAUUUAGUCCUAUACGUGUCCGAUGUUUUUUUGCCAGACAGAGGCAGAUGUACGGCGACUUUUCCAAGACGGACAGUGUCCACAUAGAGGUUCUCUCAUGCCUCUCCACUCGGCUCUCGUGUGCUGUUCUGCCCACAGCCAGCAGCUCGGUUGUGGUACAUGCGGUACAAAACGAUAAUAGCUGCUAUUCAUGAGUCGACAGGAGUCUGCUACCUGUGAAGAUAUUGUGCAUUUUAAUUUCCUCUCUUCUUUCAGCCUGACGCUCGGUGUCCGGCUGUCUUUCCUUCCAGGACUCUUUGGUGAAGAAGAGCGCAUGUCUGCAGUCGCUGAUAACAGCUCCAGGCUGCCUGACAACUGUCCAUAUGCCUGUAGGGAGGUCUGUCAGUCAAGAUUACACUCUCAUUUCCCCCAGUCCUUAAAUCCUCCCGUUACCUCCAGAAACAAAGAUCCCACAGCAGAAACCCGGGCUGUCUAAGCCGCAGUUUCUCACUGGAACCUCAGGGUGAUCUUCUUUGACAGGACUCAUACUUAAUUCAUGUAAGGUCGGUUUUGAAGUACAUGCACGUUCAUACGUUCGUGUGAGGAUUCAUAUGAUUCAGGUUAUUAUGUCUGAACAGAUGGAACUGCAGAGUUAGGGUAUUUCCGUUCAGAGUUGGUGUGAAAUUCAACAUUUUCAUUACCACAAACAAAAGAAACAAAAGCACAGUGAGAGGAUUGAUCUGAAAAUGUCAGAACGGGAUCAAUUAAGCUGAAAGGCAACCUGAGAGUGCUCACUGUAAUACAGAUUGAUGUCUCAAAAUGGCCAGAUCAGAUACUGUGUGAAUAAUGCACCAAAGUCAAACUCUCAGCACAGGUUUUUGAGAUUUCACUAAACCGCAGAAGCUAGAAGAACUAGACGUACAAGUUAACAUAGAAUAGAGGAGCUGCGAUCAAAAGUCCUGGCUCUUUCUGCACCUUUUUUAUAAGUUUGUGGCAGCUUUUAUUAUUCGUAUACACUGUAAAAGGCAGAUAUGCAAAUUAUAAUUAGGGCCCGGCGGAUAUGGGGGGGUCCGAUUACCGAUUAAUCAGCCGAUUUUUUAAAUUUUUUUAUGAAGUUAUCAAAAAUAUGUAUACUGUAGAUAAAUUGUAGGUUACUGCUCUUCACGUCGACAGAACUUGGACCAGAAAAGCGUUUUCAACAACCCCCCCGCUCGCCGAUCAUUGCCUCCGCAUCUUCACUCACGUUACUCAUUUCCGGUCCAGUCUUAUCUGGAGACAUGCAGCUGCCUCAGUAAGAGAAGUAGCUCGAUCACGUAAUGUGUACUGUUGUUAAUUCUACCGUUACUGGCACGGCUAACAGUGUAGCUAGGCUAAUAGCAGAUGGCUAACUCUAACUUAAGCUUGCAUAUUACAUGGUGCUUCACCGUUAACUCGGCGUGACCGAGACCAGCACAGCGGGGAACAUCGUGAAGUGGGUUGAACUGAAACUUGUUGACUUAUUGUGCCAUCUACAGGAUAGGUCGGGGAACUUUUCAAAUGGCGAAACAUUUUCAAAGUGAAACCCGAAUCUUAUUCUCCGCAUUUUAUUUCUGAAAAUAUCACCGAAAAUCAGCGAGUUUUGGCCGAUUAUCAAUUAGUCUCAAACGCUUAUAAAUCAGUCCGGCCCUAAUUAUAAUCCCAACAGGGUCCCACUCACCCUGUGGGGGUCUUGUCAGAUCAGGAUUAUACAAAAUACAGAUUUUAAAAUGAUUUACUUAAACAUCUCAAAAACAUGCUUCUUGUCCGUGAUGCUGAAUGAAUCCUCUGCAGGAAAAAUUCGUCGACUGAUUUGUCAAACUUCAGAUCAGAUUAAGUUGAACAAGUGGAGUAUGUUGUGUUAAAAAAGCUGCAUUCUGCUGUUUUCUUCUCUGUAAACUCAGGGUGUCUGUUUACUCCCACUAACACAUUUGUGUCUCCACUUUGCUGACUCAAACCUUUAAGUCGUAGCUUUAACAACGUAAGAUCAGCGCUCGCUCCUCUCCAUGACUGCUCAUUAAUUAGAGCAGGAUAAUUUGAUCCUCUGCAGGGCUGUUAAGUGGAUUGGAUGACGUUGGGAAUGUUUGACGUCAGGGUUCAGGUGGAAACGGGUUCAGUCUGCGCUCACGCUGUGUGCGUGCACCCAAGUGUGUACUUUCGAAUCUGUGUGUUCCUGUGCACACCGAGUCUGUUGUGUGAACCAACAGGAUCUGAACAAACCUGAGAGAGUGUUUGUGUGCACAGCUCGUCUCCAGGUUUGUGUUUCUCCUGCCACGUCAGUCCUAUUGGCCACGGUCUAUAUUUAGAGAGGAGGUCGCAGCCAAACAGCAUGGGAGACGCUUUAGAGAGACGUGAGCCUGGAAGGAGGUCAACAUGCUGACUGAGAUGUGCCGUUAGCAGGAUAACAAGAAAGUAACCAGGGGGGAACUUUAACGGGAGGAGAGGGAGUCCGAGUGUCACAUAAUCCUCCAAAAAGUUCACCAUUGAAACACUUGAUUGAUCUCAAGUACACCAAAGAGAUUCAAUCUGAGUCUAACGUGAUGUUUUAACUGCUUUCCUGAAAUCUGAAUUAUGACUGUGGCGCACAUGGCGUCCAUAAAGCAGAGGGUAGAAGGGCCAUGCUGGUGGUCUGGCAGGCUAAGUAUGUGCUGGAUCAUAUAACAGCAUGUAACAUACGACGGCGACAUCCUGAGUUCAAAUUUAGCCAGGACCUUUGUUGUAUGUCAUAACCUCCUCUUAUUUACUGCAUCUCUUCGAAGUUUACAGUCCUGUAAUCGGCAAACGUCUCAUGUCAAAAGAGGUUUGUAAGAGGAAAAGAAUUUAUAGUUUUUCAUAGUUCCCUCUAAUAAUUGACUACUAAGACAUCAGCUUUUACAGGGGAUGGAGGGAGUAACAGUGUUGGCAUUGGGCUUCUAUGCAUUUUCUUGUCUGGAAUUGCAUUCAAGAUGUAUUUGGGAGCCAUAAAAGUAAUAGGAAGUAAUAUAAUAGAGUUAAUCUACCCAACAAAUAAGCCGAGUCAACUUGAGAACACUCAUAAACCAACGCGUAGAGAAACUGGUCACAACUUCCAGUUUUGUUAUUCACAGCAUGUGGAGAUGAUAGUUACUGCGUCAGAAAAAGUGUUCUUACUCGAAACCACGACCUGACAAGAAAGUGAAUAUUUUUGCCACAUGGAAAAGUGGCGCCCUCUGUGGCCCAGAGUAAAAUGCGUAUGUUCAUGUGCUCAAGGUAAAAUGAUAAAAACAAGUUUGCAAUAAGGCUGCACGAUAUUGGAAAAAAAUAAUAUUGCGAUUUUUUCAACCCUGCGAUAUAUAUUGCCAUAUUAAAAAUACAGUAUUUUCACCAGAUGACAUGAAUAGCACUUAAUGUUAUGCUGCACUGCUGAAAUCUUGAGGACAGUUAAUCUGCUCUGAUCUUACCUCUUUUUGUGAAUGUUAGUAGAACGGCUUCUGUCUGUCUCAGAGAUAUUUUUAGCUUUUAUUGUGCUGGGACGUUAUUGUGGCAACAGGCGAACACAGAAGACGUGUUUUGGUCGACAUCAUCCUUCUUUUAACCGAAAUAAUUCCAGAUAACUGACUUUCCUUUUCUUUUUGGCAACAAAUCUUCAUUUUCGGUGGUUUUCGCUUGUUCGUUGUUCAUUUUGCGAUCGUUGUUGUUGUUGUUAGCGGUGUUGUGCCGAGAAACGCAUGUCCUCCGAGAAUUGCAUGCACCUCGCAAAACGCGCACUGCUUAUAGUAGAGUGGUCCACGGAAAUGUACAAUUUAAAACCCAUACAGUUCUUAUUUGUUGGGCUUAAUAGUCAUGAGUAAAGUUCCGAAAGUAAUUCUCAGCGGACACACGUCUCCCUCCAUGUGCAGAACAUGUGCAGGGGUGGGUUUUCUCCUCCCUGAUUUUGAUUGACAGCUGGCAGGGUAGUCUGAUUGGCAACUGAGAAGUGAGUCUGAUUGGCAACUGAGUUAAGGACGAAGGCGAUUGGUGGAUCGCUGCACAGCACAUGCAGAGUCACAUGGAGUGUAUCUCAGUCGGUUACCCUUGAAAUUAAAUGAGUUCAUUCACCUCCAAUAUCGCAGGCUCUGCGAUGUGACUAUCGCACACACGUACAUCGCGAUGACGAUAGUCAAACGAUAUAUCGUUCAGGCCUAGUUUGCAAUGUUGUGUAGAAGGUAGGGGUGUCCCGAUAAAACUUUUUUACUGCCAAUAUGAUACGGACAUUGUAGCCUUCAGUAUCAGCUGAUACCAGUGUUGAUCGGAUAUUGGCACAAACUUGUGAAUGACAAGUUUUGUACUCAGUUGCAAUGUCUUUUUUGGAUUUAGACGAAAAAUACUGCCACACGGCCAACAUCACUCCUACUCCUUGCUACUUUGUUUGUACAUUAGUACACACUGUUGUUGUGAUUACGUGGGCUCUUCUUGCUGGAUCCGGGCGCUGCUAGUUAGAAAUGCCAGAGUGGCGUCUGGAAUGGACUGCUUGUAUGGGAGUGCUGAUGUCGCACAUUUUAGAUGUAGGCCGAUAUAAUCCAAUAUUUGUUUUUUGGCUGAUAUUAGACCGAUAUCCGAUAUCAAUAUCGUAGCAGGACAGCCCUAGUCGAAGGCGCCUUUUUGUGCCUUUGUGCAGAGGCGGAGCUAAGGGUUAAGCUAAGGUCGUUUAGGCCCAAAAAAUCCCAAAUAGAUCCUUCUGGAUGUGUCCCAAUAGGCUGCUGGUAGCUUUCUUUGUACUUCAGUACAACACAAUAAGAAAAAUUAAAUAUAAAAGAGAAUUUUAAACGUUGAAUUUUCUUAAUCAAUUAACCACUUGAAAGACUUUGUAUAGUUUUCCACAAGUUCCCAGCUGGAACCCCACAGGGGCAGAUUAAAAGCAGCUAGUUAGCACAGUCAUUUUUACAAUGAGGUGUAAAGUGGUCUGGCUCAUAAAAACAGCUGUGGAGGAGGUAGUGAGUGAAAGCUGAGAACAUGUGGAGAGAGCAGAAAAACCGAGCAGAAUGAAACCUGAGAGAGGAGGAGGAGGAGAAACAUUAAAUAUUCAUGUCAUGUUUAAUAAUAAAAUGCAGUCAUUUAUACUCAAUUGAUUCGGUUCAGAGGCGGGUUCGCUCUCUGAACAGGCACAGAAAGCAGUUUGUUUCAACAUGAAUCAUCCAGAAAUAAAAGAAGGUAAAAACAUGACGGCGUCUAACACUUUGAACUGAUUUAACAACAUGUAUUAUGUUCUCUACUCUAAAUCUUCCUAUUUCUGCUUGUCAAACAAUAAAGUCUACAUCCUUAAUUCACAUAAACUCCCCUUUUAAUGUUUGCUUCUCCUGCUGUACAGUGCAUGUGAAAUCUGAAAAUGAUAAAAAGUCAAGUUGUGUUCAUUAUGGUUCUCAUCUCACACAGGUUAUAGUGAAAAAAAAACAUCAUCUAAUCUAUUUGUACCACAACAUGAUAAGAGCCCUGCCACAAACAUAUAGAUGUCAUGUAUUUCCAACCAUCUGUCUCCAUGACAACUAAUGAAAAACAAAACAACACUGAACAUAGAUGUGUAAUAAAAAGACAGCUCCGCAGACAGAAAGACAAACACGAUCAUCCACGAAUCACAGAGAAAAAAAAAGAAGAUUGGAGGUCAAUAAACUGGAGUUUUGGGGUCUCAGCGGCCAUCUUUAUACCUGAGCAGACAGGUGGCUCUGAUUGAACCCAGUUACAGCUGAUCAUGAAUCUACAGACUACAUUGUUCUGGUUAGUUUACUGAUAGACUUGAUAUAAUACAGGUUCUCUAACAUCCAGAUUCAGUUUAGAGCUACAGCUGGUUGAUAGGCAUGUUUGCAUUCAGGUUAUCAAAUUAUGAGUUAGGGCCUGUUUCCAUUACCACCACCACCUAAAUUCCAGGACUCCUAAGUUAUACCAAGGCACGUCUUCUGUCUGUCCAAAACAUUCGUUUUAAUCCAGUGGCAUGAAAAUCUGCGUCUCCAGAUCUGAAAACUGUAGCUUUUGUUUCUGUGAACUUUUGACCGUCCUUGAUAAACUUUUUACCCCGAAUUUCCACCGUGUCCGGAACGGCUCCGAUCCAGAAUGGCAGCGAUUUUCGCUGUCCGCCAGUUCCUACCGGAUCCGUUUGUGUGGCAAAUUCCAUGGCAGAUUACCGACAGCGGGAAUCACGAGAACGCACAAGAACCCGCGGAUUCACGUGCAAUCGAUAACGAGUUGUCUCUAUAGCCAUGUAACCAUAUAAGCAGUAGAUUGUGUCCUUCCGGAGGAGGAAAUCUACUUCUAGACUUUUAGAAUCGGCAUCUCCUCCUCCACGGUGUCAUCGGGGUGAAAUGCUGUCUAAAAACCUUACAAUUGUUUGUCCCCGUCCGUUUGCAUGGUGUGAAAUACAAUUCACCUGAAACACAGUGUGUUUUAUUUUGAAAAGAAGCCGAAUGCUCUAUUUUGUGUCUGUGCCCAACUUGCUUUCCAGCACGGGUUUAUCUGUGCUGAAUUUAUCCGGCAUGCUCCGGCGUCCAGAAAAAAUAGAACUCUUGCGAUCAGUUGCGGAACGGAAAGAAGCCAGUGGAUAUCGACACAUUAACUUGAAUGGUUACGAUCGGCGGAUACGGCCUUUUUGUGGCCAUUACGGAUGCGGUGGAAAUUGGGAGUUACUCUUGCUCCCUACAGUGGAAUUAUAACAUAACUCGUAAUUUUGACUCGAAGUACAUGGAAGUAUGAUGGCUAUAAAAAUUAUGCUGUUUUAAACGUAUGAAUCUAUCCUCAUACCGCAAGAUGAGCCCUUACGCUUUCACACAGUUAUGUGGUUAAGUAUUGUUAGUGAGUUCUUGUGAGAGAGAUGAAAUAGUGAAGGAAGAGAGCUAGCAUUUUGCUAACAGCUCAUAGUUUAUCAGAUAAACAGUAAAUUGCCUCCAAACCCUGCAGGAUGUUUAGUAAGACAAAAAAUAUCAGUUUCCCAAACACGUUAAAGCAUUUAAGGAGUAUCAAAGUACAUUCAAAUAAGUGCUUUUUUAAAAAUAUAAUUUGGGGUCAUUAUGUUUUCUUUGAGAACUUUCAGGUCGCUUUUAGGACUCGUAUUUUAAUUAAAUGACAGUAGAAAGAGUCAGAAACAGGAAACAGCAGAGAGUAAGAGAUGGCAUGCAGUAAGAGACCGGGGAUCAGAUUCAAGGCUUGUGGCCUGUGUGCAAGAGGGAUUUAACCACUUAACUAAACCAGCAUCCUGUUGCUGUGUGUAAAAUUAGGAGGUAUUGAGCAGAAUACUUAGUAGUCAUAGGAUAUGAUAAUUUUAAGUUUACUUAAUGCCAACAUUUCUGUCUGUUACAAUAGGCUGCUGGUUAUUUUCGUGGCCUUUCUUUUUCUUCUGUUGGUACUUCAAAUACCUCAGCUAACUUUUCUGUUUCCACACGUCCUGUGGUGCAAAAUGACUGUUUUUGUGAUUUUAGUGUGGUAGCUUUCAAGGCAGCAGUAACGUGCUGUUUCAGGUCAAAAAAGUGGACUGCUGGAUUGCUUGAGGACACUUUGAGCCUUUCAGUAAUAAAAAGCACUUCUCACAGAUAGACUUCGAUUGGCCAUUUACACCUGUAAUUACAGCAAAGAUUAGGGGUUACAUGUUAGGGAAACUUUAUGUCAUAUUGCAGCCUUUGGCAACUUUUUUCAUGCCGGUCAACAGGAUAAGCUUCAUAUUAAAGGGUCAGUGAAGAUUGAAAGAGACAUGUUACUAUUCUUUUUCCAUAAAAUACCUGACAUUUCUUUAAUUUCAAAGAAAAAACCUCUUAAAUGCUCUAACGUUUUUGGGAAACCUCCUCGCCCCUCUGCACCCUCCCUCCACCCGAACAGAAAGGGCAGAAAAAGUGCAACGCCACCUCCAGGCCACUAGCUGUUGCUGCUGUCCUUGUGAGGGAGACACCUUUGCCAGGGGCUGUAGGGCAGAGCGAGCAGCAGGAAGAGGAUCCCGCCCACGAUGAGGACGGCCCCUGCACAGCCAAUACACGACACCGACCAGGCGAGCUCGUGGUGGAGAGGAACUGUGUGGUCACUGGCGAGGAAGGCCAGAACUGACUGAUGGAAGACCAUCAGAGAGAGAAGCACCAUGACACCUGAGGAGGAAAUGGUGGACGGUUCGACAAAAACAUCCAGAAGAUUUUUAAAAGAUUUGUUCAGCUGGCUCGUAUUUCUCCACAACUGACCUGACAUGAUAAAGCAGACAGAUGCCGGCUUGAGGAAGAACAGGAUCUCUUUACUGAGGGACAUGGUGAUACAGAUGGCCCCCAUCACCAUGAGGAACAGGCUGAACAUGGCCAACAUGGCUGCCGCUACAUUCAGAUCUGCACGGGAGAGAAGGAAAGUUGGAGUAAUAAUAUGUAAGGGAGGGAAACCUGCUGGUAUUUAAACUGGUUAGACAAUAUUAGAGGUGCAUUUCGCUUGGAUAAAACAAAACUGAUGUCAGUAAGGAGUGUUUGUAAAAUCAAGGGAAUGUUGCUUGCAUACAGUUGCAUUUAACCUCAAGAAGAUGUCUCAUUUUUGAUGCAACUCCAUUCAGUUUCAAUCAAAUCCAAAAAGAAUCAUCGAGGACAUUCAGUUUUAUGGUCUGUUAGGUUUAUUUAGGGCACCAAAACAGUUUCCUACACGUACACCAAAAUGUGUACGUGUAGGAAACAUAAAAAAGCAUGAAGAUUACGGUUUAAUUUUCCUUUAUCUCUGUAGCAAGUCUGUUGCAACUAGUUUAAUAUGAGUAUACACAUAGCUGUUACCUUUGCACAUUGUUCGGCAAAGUUUUUCACAAUUUACAUCUGUCCAUGCAUCGCAUUUCCACCACAGCUGAAAACAAUCAUCCCUGCAAAGGCACGAUCAGACUGAAUAUCAGAAGAGUCUGUGUCAUGUCAGUCGCUGAUUUCAGAUCAAAACUCUCAACUAACAUAAGCACACGCAGAGUAGAGCUAAGGUAGAGAUGCACCGAUCCAUUUUUUCUGAUCCAAUGCGAUACGAUACCUGGGCUAAAUGUAUCGUUCGAUAUCUAAUACUGAUCCAAUACUACUGUUGAAUGGAUGAACUGUAUACCUUGCCCUGUGAGUGAAGGCAUGAGGCUUAACAUUAGCCUUGUUAAAAAAAAAAGGUGACAAAUUAACACAGAUAUAAAUUUACUUAAUAUUAUUUAUUAACAAAUAACAAAUUGCACAUUAUAAGCACACAGCAAAAAGAAGUAAGACUUCCAUGUAAACAUUUAGUGCAGAAUGAUAGACAGACAUAGAAUAUAGAGAGAACAGAAUCACUGUGUUGCUGUGUAUGAUAUUAAUUAAAAGAAAAAAAAGACCGUAUCGAAACUCUGGAUCGGCAUUAUUCAUCAGAUAUCUGAUCCAGGUCUUUUGUCAGUAUCGGAGCCAAUAUCCGAUCCAAAUAUUGGAUCGGUGCAUCCAUAAGCUUAGGCAGGGUUUUAGUUGUCUAGCUAAAACAGCUAAAAUACGCACAUCUGUCCAUUAAAUUAUCUGUGCCCCAAAUUUGCAAACGUAUGCAUAACCCUGCCCUGAUCGCAUUGAAACAGUUGCAUUAUAGAUUAAAAAAAUCAUUUCCUGUGUUUCAGCCCGAAUUGUCAACCCAAAAUUGUUAAUAGAGGCUUAUUGGUUGUUUCAAGUUCCUAUUAAAAAUGAAAAAGCAGAAUCAGAAUAACAAGAGGACUCUGUGCAAAAUAAGAGGAGGACAGUCCUGAACAAUGACAUGUUAGAUGUAUGAAUGAAAAUGAAAUUUGGUUUCCUUAGGAUGUUUAAAAAUUAUUCUUCACAAAAAAACAGGAAUCCGUUUUUGUUGCAUGGCUCUCUCUAAUUUAUGCUCACAGAAUAAUGAAGCAGGGUUUGUCACCACUGGGCUGUAUUUGUCACACUCAUGGCUGUGUUUUGUUGAAUCCCUACAUUGAUGCCAACGGCGUGACGGUGAUUUGACACCAGCUAACAAGGAGAUUUUAACGUACAUCUGUCGCUUCUCAUUCAGUGUGCCGCUCUCUGUGAUCUUAAUACAUUAUGAAGCUGCCAGGGAAAUGAGAGGUUAGGCUGCAGCUUGGAGACACUUGAACGCAGCGUGGGAGGAAUAGAUUUCAAAACACUCACAAAGCAGACAAUGGCCAACCUGAAAGAGCGCUGCCAGGAGGUGAGGGGAGAUGGAGAGGAAGAGAAUUAAAGCAGGGGACAGAAGAUAGACAGAGGACUGAGGGAUGAAGAGAGACAGAGGAAGGGGUGAGGAGGGUGAGAGGAAGAAGUGGAUAGAAAGGGAAAGGCAGAGUGGGUGGAUAAGGUGAGACUGAAAGGCCAAGAGAGCAGAGAGAAGUGCGUGACUCACUCUUUUUCGUUGUCUUCUGGAACAACAUUGUGUUUUCCCCUGUGGUGAAAAACUUGAAGUAGGUGCAGUUCGAUUCUGCAGGAGGAAAACACGCAGGGAGAGAAACUGUAAACAGGAGGAACAUACACACGGACAAAUAACCUGCUGCAGCUGUGGACAGUCUUAAUGAACGUCUUAUUGAAAUUCAAGGAGCAACAUCUCUCUCCGUCCUUUACGCUUUAGCUCAGAUAAUUCUCCAUCAGACAUAAUCAGCCGUGAACGUCAAUGACAAGCUCAAGGUGACAAUCCGAUGCUUCCCCCACAAUUAGUCUUCUGCAGUCCUGAUAAUGUGUUAGAGUGAUUAGAGUUUGGCCGUAAAACAGAAUGUGACACCUCUAUCUUUUCCCCACACAAGCAAGCCAAACAGGCAGACACAUCACUCUUAAUUAGAGCGAUCAAAGGCAAAUCCUCACACUGUUCAAGCCGGGCUUUUCCACCGCAACAGUUAUCAAGGUUAAAUCUCUGAUUCUGCUGAAGAGCUGCACACAGAUCCCAUUAACAGAAACAGGUCUUUGUAGCUGGUCAGUCAGAUAAUAAUUGGACUUUCAACUCCCAUGAAUACAAAACACCCAGCAAGGAGAGCGCAUCACAGGCAUCCUACUUACUACAGUUAUCAUCCAUUUGUCGUUAUCGAAGUGAACUGCUCAAUAUAUUGUGAUAUUGAUUUUAGGCCAUAUCGCCCAGCCCAACUAUAUGCUGUAACACAAAUAGAUGUCCAAUUAGCAUAUUUAUGUAGAUAAUUGAGAAAAUCAAUCAUGAUCAAGCAGCAACCAAUUGAAGUUGAUGCAAAAACUGCAGUUCCUCAAAUGGCCACUUGAGGCUGGCUCCAAUAGUGAGUUAAUUCCUAUAGACACCCUUUCAGCCUAACAUCACUAAGAAAUAUUUAUGCACAUUUAAGCAGCAGAAACAGCAUUUUGUAAGCUUUAAAACACUGAAGUUAAACUCUUACAGGAAAACUGCAGUUCCUUAAAUCUCCACUCGAGGUUGACUCCAAAAGUGACACAAUCCCCAUGAAGCCCCUUAUAAAGAUGGUCAACAUCACAGCUAAACUAAACAUGUUUACUGACUGCGAUAACAAAAAAAUAAUGUACAUCUGCAUUAUUUCUGUAGCAGACACACUGAGAAAACAACUACUACACAACGCUGUAAAUGGUGACAUAAGAGCAGGAGUGAUUUGCAAAGGCAUGCAUGCAAAUCCACUUUAACUCACGCUCUUCAAACAAUUCUACACUUCUACUUCCUCUAGAGCUGUAAUUUAUAGUUCUCCUGGAGUCCUCUUGGUGUUUUUCUGCCUCUGCACUUAUCUGUACCUGACAAGCAGCCAAUCAGUGCAGCACCUCAUUAUCAUUGCAUCCCAGAUGACCUAGAUCACUGCUUGGAUAAUGACAUUAGAAAGAGAAGGGCUGCAGAUCCUCCUUAGAGGCUGGGCGUGUGAUACGCCUUGCAACUGAAUUCAAAACCUUCCACAAAAGACAACCAGGACAUGUUGUAAACAGCUAAAAUUACCAUCAUGUGGGACCCUAAAAGGUCUCAGGCCACACUGCAACACUCCAGCUCCAUGAACCUCUCUACCAGCACUUAGCCAGAGAUAAUUCCUUUUUUUUUUUUUUUUUGAUGAAAAUCAAACAAGCAUCCUGUCUGGCACUGAUGAUGAACACACACAGAGCUCCUGGUGGACUUUUCUCAGUCUGUCUCUCUGUUUUGCUUUCUAUGUGAGUCAUUCUUCAAAAAAAAAGGGAAUUCAUACAGGUGAGUCAUGCAACAGGGGAGCAAAACUGCAAAUAGCUUUAAUAAUCUCUUGCCACACUCCAUCAAAAGCAGUCCACUUAGACAGCCAAAUGUAAUUUUCAACCCACAGCUGCUGCACUAUAUCCAUUAGCUGUUUCCAUUUCGCCCGUAACAAGAAACCUAAAACAUAUAAAAAGGGUUGAGACUACAACUGGAUACUCAGAGCACUGGACUAAAGUAAAAGUUUUAGGCUCUAUCUAACCGAUCUAAAAUGCAUGUUCUUUAGCACCUGGCACAAAGUGGAUCAGGGUCCAUCCACUCCUUUUUGGUAGAUAAGCAGCACAAAAUCUGGACGCUAAGUGAAGCUUAAGGCAUAGAGAGGCUGGACUAGUGAUAGUUAGACUUACUUUUGUUGAGUGUGAGCUUGUUUGUGUAUGUUUCUGCACAUAUCUGAGGGUGUGCAUGAUGGAGAGCUUGGUGACGGUCAUGAAGCAUCUGCUGGUGUACUAAUGUUGCGUUCCAGUUGUACUCAGAAGUCGAAAUUUGCCAGCUCCGAGUUGGAAAUUCAUCUGGAACACCCCCCUAAAGUCGGAUUUCCAACUCGGACAGUCCGAUGAUCCUCACCAACCCGGACUUGACGACAACGUCAUAAUCCAAGAUGGCAGUGCAGUGUAUCAACAGUAAAGAGUAACAGAGAAAGCUCUCAUAAUGUUUUAUUUAUUAGCACUUCUGUUUUGUUCUUGUGAGAUGAAGUAAGUGGUAUAUGUUGUGCUGCCCAACGUCUAACUGUGAACACGGUGCUUUGGUGUUUGUAAAGCCGCGUUCAGACCAAACGCGACCUGACGCGACUUGGCGACGGCUCCCAAUGCAAAGUCUAUGGCCAGCCGCGACCUGACGCGACUUGGCGACCGCCGGCUUCCUGCGACGCGACCAUGCGCGACCGGGCGCGACGGGUCGCCAAGGCGCGUCGCCGAGGUCGCGUCGCCGAGGUCGCGUCGCCGAGGUCGCAGGACGCCAAGUCGCGUCGCUCCCAAAGUUCAAAUAUUUGAACUUUGGGAGCGACUCCGUGCCGCGACAGCCAAUCAGGGCUCUGCUGACGUCAACAAACCGGCGAAACAAGGAAGAGGAGAAGAAGAAUCACAAUGGAGGAGCAGUUAAUCACAUCCGUUAGCUACCACCCGGUGCUAUACGACGUGGGUUGCGGGCUGUACCGGGACCGCAACGCCAAAGAAGAAGCAUCUCAGUUUCGGAGCGCCUGUAUUUCGUGUCCAGGCGGGAGAUGCUGCUUCCCACCCGGGCGAGGAGGUCCUCGAACUGCACCGUCGACACACGGAAGUACCGCUGGAAGCGGCCGUCGUCCAGGCGGAGUUCCUGGAGCAAGCGGUGAAAUUCACCCAGCUCCGUCCUCCUCCGGAUGGUUUCAUGCACCCAUAAACGCCGGCGGCGUCUACUGCGGAUGUACAGAUAUGCGGCAGCACUGAUGAACUGAAAACUGAGCUAGUGACAUGGAUGACGUCACCUGCGACCAGCCGCGACCUGCGACUGCAGCUUGUGAGAUGAAGUAAGUGGUAUAUGUUGUGCUGCCCAACGUCUAACUGUGAACACGGUGCUAUGGUAUUUGUAAGAGUGAAAUACUGUGUUAUGUUUACAACUGGUAUAGCUAACAACAACUAACAACAGCUGACAAUGGCUUACAACAGCUAACAACGGCUAACGACAGUUGACAAUUGUUAACAACAGCUAACAACGGCUAACAACAGCUGCCAACGGCUAACAGUAGGCGUCCAUGUUGGUUUUCUGACUUGUUUACUGGAACGCUGUCAACUCGAGUGUAACGUCAUUCCCAGCUUCGACAUUCAAACUCCGAGGUAACUGGAACGCAGUAUAAGAUGUCUUUGUAGUGCACACUCUUAAAACCAGUAAACCACUAUCCUAUGGACUUCAAAUUUAGGUCAUUGCAGGUCUGCUUCCUCAACAUUGGCACUCAACCACACCUCAUUUCAAAACCAACACAUCCUCCACGGGAUAACGCGCAAGCUCAUUUGCUUUGUGCACAACAUGGUUGCUGGCCACAGAAGUGGUGAGUGUGUCAAUUGGUAAAAUCACAGUGAUGCUUGCACUGCAUGUUAAAAUCCUCUGCACCAUAUUCAUCUUUAUUUUCCUCAUAAUAAGUUAAAUUCUCAAUUUUUCAAGGCGGUACAUUUUGUCCUGGGCAUGGCAUUUGUUUUUUUGGUUAUGAAAACACCAGAGUUUAAAAUCUGCUUUGUGUACUGACUUUUUGGCCUCCUCUAACCAAAUUACGCCUCUAAUUUAAUCUUAAAUUUUGAAUUGAAAAAAUAAAAAAUAAAAAUUUUGCCGAAUGUAAGUUAAAAAUACCUAGAACCAGGAAACCAGGCACUGUUUCGCAAAAGCAGAGGACUUCAACCAUACAAAAGAUACAGCUUGACCCAAAAGCAGCUUUUUCACUCAGACUAUGUAACAAUGACUCAGGCAGUUAGUCAGCCAGAGCAUUCAUCCAGCCAGCCAUCAAACAGCACGCCAAGCAUCAUUUGUCUGGCCAGGAAAUCAGGUAGACCACUCAUUCAUGCCAACUCCCUGCUCCAAACUGAGCCAUCCAACAAGCUCAAGUGCUCUAUCAAACGUCCAGCCAGCCGAAAAGGCUUGUCAAUCAUUCUCUCUCCCUCAUACAGGGCCGUCAGGCAGCAUCAAGGUUAGACAGCCAUCCGGCCAACCAGCCAGUAAAACAUCCAUGACUCACCUCCGGGUAGUUCAGCAGGUCCACAGCUCUCUCUCUCGGGGUCGAUAUCAGCCACCCACAAGGUCUUGGUGCAGCCCUUCCACAGGCCGUAGUGCGCUGUAAGACAUGUCUGCGAGGAGCCACAAAAAAGGGAGUUUUUCUUUGAGUGUGAAAUGAACAGCAAUAUUCUUGUCCAGUCUGUCACAAGGUUUAACUUCGGAUGAGAAACUGUGAUUAUUUGUCCAAAGACUUGCUUGUUUUGUUCUUGUGUGUUUUGUGCUUCAAAAAUCAUUCCCGGACAGAUUGAAACUUCCUGAGUGUGUCUGUGUGUCAGUGAAAACAGAUUAUGAAUAAAGUCUGUCUCCUGGCUUCCUAGUAUCCAGACAGUUCCAGCUCCAGUUCGAGUGUUAGAGUCCCUCAAAGUGAAAACACCACAAAUAUCCCAGUUUUAAUUACUGUUUUAAAAAGUAGUCAAAUAUUUUUUCUUGUUUGCUUUGAAGCUUUUUCACAUUUUGAUCCACCUACUGGCAGGUAACCUGAUACUGAAAGACACACAUACUUGAGCUGUAUGCCAUCAGCUGACUUGACUUUGCUGAGUUUAAGUCUUUUCUAACGCGAAACGAUUCAAGGCCAGAUUAAGGACCUGAUAAAUAGAGGAAACGGCUUUUGAUUUGGUAUCAAUAUCAGAUUUUAACUAUAAUCAGGAAGGCUGGAACGAUAUGCUUUUCUCCUGAUGCGAUUUUUCUAUGAUUUUUUGGAUUUUUGAACUAAAAAAUCGAUUUAACAAAAAACAAAAAAUUGCGAUAUUUGUGUGAAUCAAUUUUUUUCUUCCACCCGAAUAAUCAGCCAGGCAGGACAAGAUGGGAGUAGCAACACAUUCCUUCAUAAACUUCUUCGACACACAUAAAAUAUUGUGCUUUUAUUUUGACAUCUUUCCUGUCUUGCACUGAGGUGGCUUUUUACAGUCAAUCAAAACUCUAUUGCUUUUUGGAUUUACAAUAAAUCUUUAAAUGUUAGUUUUUAAAUGUGCUGAAUUUCCUCUCAGACGGUUGCUAAAGCUAACUAGCUAGCAGUUUCCUAUUUUAUUUUUUAUCUUUAUUUUAAGCUGCAGCAGAAAGAACCACUUCUAUUUACUCACUGUGUUACUGUUUGCUUAUUAGUGGCACAAAAUUAAUGUUUAGUUUUUCAAAAAGGCAUUUAUCAUCCAUACUGGUUUACUGCAGCAGUCCUGGUCUAUACUGGAGCUCAGUAAGAGCGAUAUGUUUUAAACUAAGAAUCUGCCAUCAUAAUUACAAUGUCUAAUCAGAGAGCAUAUGAGAAAACAUACUGUAUGCCAACAUUAACAUGCACUACUUAAAAGUCUCAGUUUUGGAUGUUUGAAAAUAUGGAGAGUGUUACAAAAAAUCAUGAAAAAAAUGUUUGUUUAAUGCUAAUUCUAGUGUUUUACCUGGUUGUUAUAGAAACUCUUAGGAGGUGAAAGCUCCACCCAAAACUCUGUCCCAACUCCGAGGACGGUCAGGACUACGCCAACGAUGGCAACAAAGAAUGCCAACUUGAUCUGGUGAUAGAACACAGUACAAAACAAUUCAGAGUCUAAAGUGACUUAAAGCUCCUGUGAGGGGUUUCACCUGGUGUUGAAACGGACAGGAAUUAUGUCUAGUACCUCUUUGUCAGCUGAAAAAGUAAACAAGACCAUAAUGGACAUCUUUUUGAUGCCUGAUAUUUCCAAAACCGUAGUUCCUUACAGGCACUUUAAUGUGUUUUAUUUUCAUUACUGAAGUGUAGGGAAUCCUUUUUUGGCAGGCUUCCUUCUUGUACUUUCAGUUUAAGUCAAAUCCAAGUUGGGUAAUAUCAAGUCACCGAGGCUUGUGCAGAUCUGGUAGAAGCAAUUCUACAUUCACAUAGAAAUAAAUACUGUUAUUAAGCUGAUAGUACAUUACAUUGCUAUGUGCAUUUCGAUGUAUGUAAAGAUUUUGUCUGGCUGCACUUAACCUUUAACCUGCAACGUAAAUACCACUGCUUAAGUACAUGUCAUUUCAUAGUCAUAUCCAUACUAUUACAAUGAAAAGCAUUGUUGCAACCAAAAACAAGGCCUAAGAUUGUUGGUCUUGUGCAUCAGAUGGAGUCCAUAAAGUGUUAUGUAACACACCAUCUCAACUAUACCACAAGAACCUGAUAGUUAAGAGAUGCCAAGAAAAAAGAUGUGUAGUGAUGGUUAGUGGACAUAACAGCGCCAAAGGGUAAGAACAAUCUCUGCCUUUUUGUAAUGUCUUCAACGGAUAACAUAUCGACUCUCCAAAGAGCUCUUGAGAUCCGUGGGUGGGCUGUUGUGCUUCAACCUUUGUGUGGAGAUGUUCAAAGUGAGAAUGCUUUUUGAAAGCAAGGACCUUUUGUCUGGUCCUGACUUCUCUGAAAGGCUCUCCAGAGACUUGUUUUUAGGCAGGAAUUUGGAGUGAGGGAUUGAGAUUUGUCGUGAAGGUCUCGUAAACAAUUUGUUCAAGUGCAGUUGCAUGUUGGUGAGUCAUGAAAAGCAAAAGCCUGCCAUCUAAGCAGGUGAGGUUUACAACUAUAUCACUACAGCAUAAAAUAUCUUACUUAAAAAUGUCCAAGAGCUGCACAUGACCCUUUCCAUUUCUUCUUUUCUCUCCUCUGAGGUUAGAUCACACUUACAGCUAGUUAGUCCGGAUAGUCUUCCCAGCAGUAUGUUGUAGUUCUCCUUUGGGAACCCUGAGGCAUUCACAGACCAUUUAAGAUGUAUCAUUUGACCAUCAAGUUUUAGGUCUUCUUCCAGCUAGAUGUGCCAAAGGUCAAGGUUGGGAUGCAGAUAAACAGGUAAGUUUAAAAUAUUGUCUGCAUCGUUGCUUACAGAACAAUAAUUAAGAGUUUACCUGUGAGCCAGGGUAAGAUACUUUGAUCGUCCUGGCUGAAAACCCAACAUAGAGGAAGCAAUACUCUAUUUACUAUGAAGGAUGCAUGGCCUCUGACUUGGAGGUGCUGGCUUUCAUUGGCUGCACUGGUUGCAAACUGAGUCAUCACUGUGACAGAUUAGUUAGACCUAGAGAGGCAAUUCAGCCAAAAUCAGAUAUGCUACUCCAAGGUCCCAAAACCGGACAAUCCUCUGUACUGUAACGAGGUACAAACAACCCCCUUAAGGCCCAAUACCAACCCCAAACUUUGACUCUGUACUAGGUGUAUACAUGAUACAUCUCUCACUUUGGGUAAAUGGUGAUACUUCAUACUCCCCAUACGUUCCAGGAACCACGCCAGAGUAAAUAUCUGGUCCACUGUUUCACCUCCUGCAGAGAACCUAUAUUGGUCCUCCCACAUACUGGGCAUGACAUUUGUCUGGAGCCCCCUCCUCUUUGGCUGAAUGGUAUGAACUUCUGUAAUUCAAGCACAAUGAUGUCACCUCAUGUGAAAAUUUUAACCACCACCCUGAUCAGAUGGACGGACUGCGUUUGUGGACUAUAUUUGCUUUCUCUAGUCUUCUGACCACUCAUCGCAUUUGGCAUUACAUGUCACAUUCACCCAUUUACUCCACAUUCACACACACUGAUGGCAGAAGCUGCUAUUUAAAGUACCAUCAGUGUUAACUAAUUAACCAAUCAUUAUGAGCAGUCAGCAAGGAGUGACCUGGAGCCAAGUGCCUUACCCAAGAACACUUUGGCAUGUGGACUGCUGGAUCUGGAAUUGAACUCCUGACUCUACCACUGAGCCACAGCUGCCCAACAACUGACUGACAGUGUAGGUACCAGGCGUGUUCAAGCUGCCAGAUCAGGUCAGGGCCUGGUGCCUAUUGAUAACAUCACGCUAUAUGAUUGGCUGGAAGUUGGUUCGGAUAACGUAGAAGAUUGUGGUUGGUACGGACAUUACAGAAGCGGUGUUCAUUGGAUUCGGUUUGACCGGAUUGUAGUUCUUCGGAGAAAACAUGCACGAAUUAUACAAAGCAAUCCAUUGCUACUUAUUAAAGGGGAUUUACAGCAGCCGGACUACCACCUCUUUUAGGUUGCCAAAGGAAAUGUGGAAUAAAAGCAAAACUAUCUAUGGAUAAACUGAGAUCCUGCGUACAUUAUUUUUUCUUUGUCCUUUAGAAAAGUUAACAUAUACAAUUAAAGCCAUCUAAAAAUGACAGUACAGUAAGUUGUAAUUCUCUGUAUUAUAUGGAGGGAAAACUUCGAGGUCAAUUGAACGAACAAAUGGUAAAAAAAAAACCACCAGGGGCUUUUAACUGAGAACCUUUGACUUAAUGGAGCGCAGUGUAGUUUGCCCGAGUGGACUUGCCAUGGUUUGACGUCUUCAACGGGCGCUGGGGCCUGAGCUGAUCUGGCAGCCUGAACACAUCUGGUACCUACAACGGGACCUGUCCCACGUCACUGCAACAUUAAAUAUAGGCAAGACAGCGCCACUGCAUCCAGAGCCAUCACAGCAACAUCUGGCAUCAACAUGACAUCAGUCAACAGUUGGCAAUCAUGUACCAACAAUAUGAAAACCUGCUACCUUUCCUUCCUGUGCCUCACUCAUGGCGUGUCCUGUUGAUGUUGUCCUGCGGCGCUUGUUCCCUCCAAAGGUACUGCGUCCUGACAUCAGGCUUGACAGGGCCACCGGACCCUGGGGUGGUGGUAUAGGUACGGGUGCUCCCACAGUUCCUGUGGCCGCAGGACUCACCGUGCGGCCCUCCUCAUCAGUCACCAAAAAGGUAGACCACAUUUUGUGGCAGUGAAGAAAACGACUCAGACAGCCAAGAGAAAUUUAGUUUGGUGUCCCAGUUGCCUCAAACUUUCUCCCAGACAGGGAGAGUAAAUUUAGUGAAAAACCAGUAAAAGUGUUCUUUUCAAUUUGUGCCUGUGUUAUAAGGUCAAAUAAAUGUGUAUCUGACAGUCAGGAAGAGGAAAAGCCAGGCAGAGGUAGAAAAACAAACGGAAAAAACGACAAAUUGGUGUAAUGAGUCCAAAAACCUCAAUAGAAAAGGGAGGAAAAUUUGAACCCAGAAAGUCUCUUUGGUGUUAGCAAUUUCACAUAAAACGUCCUUUGAAAUUUUAGCAGGAAGAGUGAAAAAUCAGCCUCUUCUUGUGAAAAAGCCUGAGAGGAAAUGGCGGCUUUGAUGACAGAUGCAAAACUGCCAAACUAGUCAUAAUGAAAAAAAGGAAAAUAACCGAAAAUUAGUGGAGAAAAGUGCAGCCACUGAGAGUCUGAGGUAGAAGCCAGUGGUGAGUGAAAUGAUGCUUCCUAGAAAACAGACAGAAAUGAAGAGAAAGAAGAAGUUGCAGUGUAAGGCAUAGAUAUUCAUUUAGAGAUUUGGCAGGUGCACAAAUAAGCAGAUGUCAUGGCACCAAAUUUAACCAGGCAGGCGCAGAAAUGCUGGUUAGCUGAGUGCAUUUACUGUUUAUGCUAGCACAAUGACAUGUAUGGCAUGCAUGCAACCACCAGGUAAAAUAGUUCAUUUGAGGGGGGAAUCGUUUGAACAGUAAAGUGACACCUGGUAGACUUUUUACUGACCCAACCAACACAUCAUAGUAUUAUUUAAUUACUGUGUUUGGUUAGCUAACUAGCUUUAAUCCUGCCGCUGUCGACACAGAGUUCAAGUUAAGAUGUGUGUAACUGAUGGAACUUGACACAAAGUUUGGGCUCGCUUACAGCGCCUGGUGUGAAGUGAAGGAGGAUGAGUGACCAGCUACAUAGAAAAUACUGCCCUCAGUUUUAGUUUUAUACUGAUGUGUCCUGUCCUCUUGCAAUUAAAGACCCACUCCAAUGAAAAUCAUGUUUUUUUCUUGUUGUCUAGAUGUUCAUAUAGCAUUUUUCUGAUGCUACAGGACAUAUAUUUUCUUGAAGACUCCAAAAACAGGCAACUGGACUGUGUACACAGUCACACAGUUCAGUUGCCUGUUUUUGGAGUCUUCAAGAAAACCAUGACCUGGAUGAAUGAGAACAGGACGUAUCAUGAGAAAAUUUAGCGCAAAAUUGCAGCUCUGAGUACUUCUGCAUUCCAAAUGCUGUGAAUCUCUGACAGAGCCAAAAGGCAGGUUCAGACACAGUGAGAUUUCCGAUGUCACAACUCCAAGCUCUGCCCCCGGAGACCUGCUAUGCAGGCCAAACUUGGAGAAAUAGAGAGGACAAUUGCGGAACAAGCUUGUGCGUUAGUGGAUUGCAAUGCUCGUAAUAAAGCUAAUUAUGAUAUUAGCUUUCAUCAUGCCCCUGAAGACAUUAGUGUUCGAGAGCUGAAUAGCACCUAAGGUACCUGCCACUUCUACUACACCAGCAAUGUUAGGCUGCAAGCUAGCAUGAAGAGGAGUAUGUAGAGCAGCUCCGUCUCCGUCCAUGACUCAGAGGGGAAUUGUUAAUGAGCUUUUGGAGAAGCAGAAGAAUAGUCCUUAAAAAAUGACACAGGAAAUGUGAUUUUGGUUAAAAUUUCACUGCCUUUUUUGGUAAAAUGUAGCCAUCUCUUCACCGAGAUAUCUUAACCAUUUGUGCAUAUUGGUUUGAUUUAGGUGACCUGAGAUAGUCAGUGUUUCUUCACAGGACCAACAAACACUCAAACGCUUCACAGACGCUCAAACCCUGUCGACCCUUAGGUUUUGAAAAUGAAGAACGAGAUUCCUGAGAGAAUCAGGUUUCGACUCCCAUUCCUUCCAUGGGUGGUGAAACUGUCGUGAGUCCAAAUGACUUGGAUUGUAAAGUGUUGGUUUCUUGCUAACUGUGCUGUCCACAAAUAAAAAGUCAAAACUGAAGAAAACUUCUUCCUGUAACACAUAAAACUGAAUGUGCUGUUUGAUCUUCCUCUUUCAAUCUGAAGGAAAGCGAUAUAAAAGCACUUAACAUAGUAGAAGCACAAUCAAUUAUCUAUUCUGAGAUGUUAUGUGACAGCAAACACACAGAAAGAAACACUCAGCAGACUGAAUCGUAGUCUGCUAUCUAUUCUAAGACACUUUGUGGUACCUCAGAGGUUCAAAAACACUCAUCAUGUUCAAGCCGUAACCAAUUAUCUUUUUCGAGAAACUCCGUGAUGGUGAAGUCACGCAGAUGCACCGCAGAUGAACCACAGAUGAAUUGAAUCUUAAACCCUUUAUGUCUGAAGGGUGAAUGAAGCAGCUGUCCUGCUGUGUUCCAGCAGGAUUGUGGUGACAACAGACAUGACAUGAAGCCCUCCCUCUUGUUAGCAAAAACAAAACACAUCCUCCGGGGAAAACACAGAACUUUACUUUCAUAUCACUGUCCAUCUUGUUAACAAGCUUACAAGCUGAAAAAAGGUAAAAACACAGAAACAACACAGCCCAGUGCAGAUGGUGUAAAUUUUCACUCAUCAGUUAUCCAUCAUAAUUUUGGACUAGGGAUGUAAAUCAGGAUUUGUGAAGCGCGUGCUCAAUUAAUUUUCUGUUAAGAAUGAUUUAACCACGUUUGGUCUCGUAUAUUGAGCAGCUGGGACAGUGUUUUAAGUUCAGAGUCUGUUUCAAAGCAAACCAACUGGAUAAAGGAGUUGUAUACAGCAGAGACACUCAGCCAGAGGCAUUUUCUACAGUAUGUGUCUGAACUUCAAUUUUAUUCUUUUAUGAGAGAAUUGUUUGUGUGGUACUGCUGGCUGUGAAGCAAAUUGCCCCUUAGGGAUCAUAAAGAUAUCCUCAAUUAAUGCACCAGGUCUCCACAUCUAAGUUUAUUUUUUAUAAGUAAUUAAUCAUUUAUUGUUAUUUUAAAAAAAAAAUAAUAACUAUGUAGACUCUGAAUUUGCAGCUCAGGUCUGGAUGCGUCUGUAAACUUCAACCAACUGCCAAUGAAAUAAAAAAAAUACUUUAUGAGUUUCUUGAAUAAAGACAUUUAAAUUACUACACUUAACACUCAUCUGCAAUUUUGAAUAGCAAGUAAUUCAGGUCAAAGUUUUGGCGUGUUAAUAUCUGAAACUAUUUUGGCUACUUUGGAAACAAAUUCACCUGGAAAUAUUAGCUUAUAAGGAGUUUUGCUAACAAAGGCUGAAUUAAGACGGUUUGAAAAAACACUUACAGGAUAUGUUGCACACACUUCUGUAUUUUUAUUUAAUUACGGACACAAAUAAUGUACAGACACAUAUAGCGCCUUUGCCCGCCCCUGCAGUCUUACGUUAAGACACAAGAAUAUGCAGCAUACACCAGGUUUUUAAAAUAGUUUUAUAUCCCGUAAAUCAAGUUUUACUGACUGUUUAGUAGAAACUGCUUAAACUGGAGGAGGAAAGGUUUAUUUUUUCUGUUUGAGGUGGUUGCACAAUAAAUGAAAUUUAACAAUUUGACACAGGAUAAUAUGAAAUGUUCCACUCUGAAAGUUUAAAAAGCGAAUCAUUAAAUGAUUAAAUACUUUUGAAUCGUUAAAGUAUAAUUCAUGUACAGAUAUAACUCACAUUAGAGGAAAAAGGUUGUUUAAGAACAAACAAACGCUCUGUUGUAAACUUUUGGUUUUAAGUACACAUUUGAAUCUGUGUAAACACCAAACAGGGGAACAUGGCCACCUAGCAGUUUGCUGAAAAGCACUCAGGUGCUCACAUGCAUCAGAUGCAGGUAUCAAACCUUCACCUCUUCAGUCUAAAUUAGAGAAAAAAGAGCUUUAUCGCCUCUGAGCAAACACCUACACCACAAUUUCAGGAAUCUAAGAAAUUCAACUUUUCACAUGUAGUUUAAAUUUAAUGUUGAAUAAGAUAUUUCCAAAUGAAGUGUGUACAUGUCAAGGGCAAGCAAGGAAACUUCUACCUUCAAGUCAUGUGCAUGCAGGGUGUUAAAAUGGCAGCAUGAAAAUCUGUCAGUUUCAGCCAAAAUCACAGCAGUAUGACCACACAGCAUUCACACCUUCAUCGAGUUAGUAACAGCGUAACGUUAGUGCUCCAGAAAUGCAUCAGCGUCCCUGUCGAGGUAAUAAUGAACGUAAAUUCUGCUGUUCUUACUCAUCAAGAGUGAACUCGGCUCUCCUUAUACGGCAUCACAUUGGACACAGUGGAAAAGUAGCAUUGAAGCAAGAGGAGGAAAGUCAUUACAUGACUGUGAGCUGCGGCAAACAGACUUUAACAAGUUCACCCUGUGAAAGUCUCCUUCUUACUGUCUCUAAAAAUAAGCCGACACAGUGUCAGCGCUGAGAAGAAAGUUCCUGUGUUGUAGCAGUGAACAAACUCGACUCCAUAAACACAUUUGAAGGAGCCCGUUCUGCUCUGACCCCCCCACCCUCAGAAGAGUCCACAGCCAGAAAAGAUCAUGCUGAAAUAAGACACAUUAGUUUUAUUUUUUCACUCUUUAACACGUGCUGCGUGGACGCCUCAUAACGCUCGCCGCCACCUCACAAAUAUCACAACAAUGAGAGUAACAAGUUGCUGACCUUGUUUUUGUGUGUGUGCUUCUGCUUGAAGUGACGGAGGGCGAGGCGAGGAGAGGGAGUGAGCGGGCGAGGGAGAAAGAGGAGGACGCGCCUGAGGGAGGGGUAUAAAGGGGUGGAGGUCGAAUUAGGACUUGGUGUUAUGUCCGGAGGAGGAUGGGGGGUGUUUAGGAGCGUGUGCGUGGAGGUGAAAGUGAAAAAACAUCAUCUAAACGCCACUGAGCGUGCGUGUGCACGCUGUGUGUGUGUGUACCUGUGCACAUGCUCAUCUAGGGUUGCAGGAAGGCUUCAGUGUUCAUGUAUUUGUGAGCGUGCAUGUGCAUGCCAUCGUAUUGGUUUGCAGGAUCCAGUGUAUUUGUGUGUUCUGCAAGCCAAAUAUCUUAAAUGUUAAAUGUGUGUGUGUGUGUGUGUGUGUGUGUGUGUGUGUGUGUGUGUGUGUGUGUGUGUGUGUGUGUGUGUGCGUGCGCGUGUGUGUGUGUGUGUGUGUUAAAGAUAUUCAUUCACACUGUAUCUUCUGUAAGUAAAUCUGUUUGUUUGUGCGAACGUGGACAGUCGCGCUGGAUACAUCUCUCAAUUUUAAAACGUUCUUGUGUGGAAAUGUGUCACACAAUACACACACGCCCAUAACACACACACACACACUCUCACACACACACACACAGCUUCAACUCUUUAACUCUGUGAGUGUGUGUGUGUGUUUAGUUAUGCCUGCGUCCCGUCUAUUUUUGCCCCCCACCUGUUAAUGACAUUAAAGCCGACCCAGGGGAAAGGGCUGCAGCAGGGGGCUGGUGUCAGCUCCUCCCUGGCUGUGAGGCUCAUGUCUGCGGCCACGCGCUGAUUGAAGAGGGAAUUGUAGAGUCAACACCUCGAAAACAAGCCGCGCUGCUGGUUGGCCACUGUUUCUCUCACAUGGUUAGACGGCAGACACUGGAGAUCAAAUCCAGCCGGACAGUGAAAACUCACUUUGCUGAUAAAGGAGAAGUCCUUCCAUCGUAUUUUUCUAGAUCAAUUUUGACGUCUUUUUGAAAGUUUGUUCAAUCACAAAACACAAAAUGGCUUUUUUAGAGUGGAUACAACAUAUGCCUGUGGCAGCCAUCUUUUUUGUAUCGUCAUGCAGUUACUGGCAGCUAAAAAGUAACUAUGAAGAGACAGAGAAGGAAUACUUAUCUAUAGGGCUGGACGAUAUGGCCUCAAAUCAAUAUCACAAUAUAUUGAGCAGUUCACCUUGAUAACGAUAAACAUAUGAUAACUACUAAGAAUGAAUCUUAAAAACUGACUUACAUGUGAUGUGUAUUUUGGGGGAAAUAUGGUACCAGGAAUAGUUAGUAGACAAUCAUAACCAUUCAACUGUUUCACUGGUGUUAAAAAUGCGGACUAAAAAUCUGGUACAAUAUGGUAGAAUCGCGAUUCAAAUCCCAUCGGCUGUCAAAAAAUCAUAGAAGAAUCAAAUCAGGAGAAAAAUAUCUCGCCCCAGUCCUACCAAAUAUACCAAUAUGGGCAAAAUGAGGUCGGUUAUUGUUGUAAAUUUCAGUAUCGGUAAGUUUUCGGUUUAUCACCCAGCCCUACUCAUCCUUCUUUUGUACAAGUAUCACCGCUUCUGAAUCUUGGAAAAUAAAAAUAGUGACUACCAAAAUGAUGUUAGGGUGAUUUUCAAACUUUUUACACUUUGUUUCCUUUAUUUAUAUAUUCUCUAUGCAUGAGUAGGGGUGGGAUAUAUGUCCUAAAAAUUAUCACCUUUUUAUCUUUUUGGCAGCACCAGUAUUAUACUGUGAUAUUUACAGUUACUUCUAUUAAACAUUUUAGACUCCAACAAACAGACUUUUUUCCGUCACUGUGGCUCCGCUGGUGUAAAUGUCUGUCACGUGUGCACUCAAACCGAAAACAUGCAUGUGCAGAAGACCUAAACACAUGUUAAAACUGGUGAUGACAGCGUUGGAAAGUCUAUGUUUGCAGCAGAACGUGACACCGGUGACAGUAUUGAAACUGGAGAGAGUCCACGGUAAGGGAGCUGCACACAGAUGAGUGUCUUUAAGCUGAUGGGGGUUCAGUGAUUUACUCAGGGGGUCCUCUCUGGCACCUCUCUACUAACCCAGUUCUUCCUCUGCAUGGAUACGUUUCCACCUCAGGGUAAACUAAUGUGUUUUCUUUUUUGCACCAACACUGCGCCUAUAAUACACUCUGCACUGUCUCAAAUAGAGCUGUCACAGAUGUCCCGAUACACGACAAGUUAUGUUGAUGUUACUAUUGCAUGUAAUCGGAUCAAGUCUCCCACUGAUUUCUUUACAGCCUCAAAUAUCUAUUUGAACAUGGGUUGAGCUCAGAUGACAGGCCGUCAUGUCGUUCAUGAACUGAGCUCAGUGUUUUAAGUCUGCACCGUGAAAUAUCCUGUUAGUGCAGCAUGUCCCGAGUGAUUCAUUUACUGUGGGUGUGACGAUUCUGACAUGAGUUUUGUGAUACUUGAGCUGAAAUUUCAGAGCUUAACUGAUGCAUUACCGCUCUUGACAGUCAUAUCCCAAAAAACAGAUGGUAUCUGUUUUAAUUUGAGGACCUCUCAGCAGGACUCGUAGAGACAAUAGAUGCAAAAAAUAUCCAGUAAAGAUGCUGCCACUUCAUGUAGCUUGAAAUUGAUAUAAUUUUAUAGUGGUAUUCUCUUAAACUCGUGGGAUUUUCAGGGUGAUUAGAGUAUUCAUUCAUUAAUUUUCCAUCAAUCUGAUCAGAUAGAGGGUCGGUGAUCACAGAGAGAGAGAGAGAGAGGGAGGAUACGCUGCAGUCAGAUGUGCCUGGCGUUGUGAUAAACAGUGUCAGUAAGCAGAGAGUCAGUCGGACAAAGAUGGACAGAGAUAGAAAACUAAAUCGACCGGACAGGAGUGAAAGAUGAAGUAUAAGACAGAAACAAAAACUGAAGGACACAGUGAGGAGACCAGCUGAGACAGAUACCUCAGCGCUAAAAAAUAUAGGAAAAUACUGCUCAGCACAAGUUUAGACUCAUUUCAGUGGUUUAACGUGUUGGUGUACACAAAAAAGGUUUCACUGAAGUGACAGGAUACAACUGAUUUAAUUUUCUCAGGCAUUUAAUCUUUCUGCUGAUUAAAAAAAGAAAACUGUUUUGCAAUUUCAAGCUAAAAUGAUUUAAGUAAUCAAAGUUAAUGGUCUCAGAAAUAAUCUAAUUCAUGAUCAUACAUUUUUAGCGGCACCUAAACUCUAGGUCCCAAAUUUAACACCGUACAUAUACAGGAAAAAUGUUCUUUGUGAAAGAUGAUUCUUGAUGAAAUGGUUUAAUUCUCCAUUCAUGAGAGAUACAUCUCCUUAGAAACACGUUUUUUGCCUGUUGAGAUCUGCAAAUGACGUGAAAUGGGCAACACGAAAAGUGCAAAUUGAGCGGACUACUUCUGCGAAUCAAGCAAGUAAUUUGUGCAAACUAAGCAAGUAAAAACACAACAUAUAUCCAGAUAUUCAUGAAUUAAUCGAGGAGAUGAUUUUACUCAUGCCUGGUCCGAACGCAAUACUUCUUUAGAUGUUCAUAAGUGCUUUAUCGACAUUGCUUACAGCAUCUGAAUCUCCAGAAGCCUUUGACAUGAUGAUUGCACGUCUGGUGCUGUGAAUCUUUCUUCGGUUGCUGUGAAACACAGUGCUUGGAAACUUUCUGCAAAUCUCAGUACCUCUCUUUUAUGUGGCUGUCUGCCUCUGCUGUUGGUCCCAUAUUGUGAAGUAUUGGCCGGAUGACAAGUUCCAUAAGAAACCAAACACAUUUUUGAAGCAUAGAAAUCUUUAUGAGUACUGCACAGUUAAACUUUUAUGAUUUCUACCUUCACAGAGAGCACAAUACCCAAGACCUUCUUCAGUGUUGGGCUUCAGGAGUGACUGCAGGUUCUCAGCUUUGUUCAAGGAGUAUUGUUCAUUAAAUGCUCGGGGAAAAGACGGAAUUAUUUAUACCUUUUCUGCUCCCAGUUCACCCAGCCAAUCAGUGGAUAUGAACCAGUGACACUCUGGUGUGCUGACUUCUAAUCAGCAUGAUAUUAGCUCUCCACAAACGUAGGAACUAGAGUAAAAUAUUCAUGCAUCUUUAAAGGCAAACUCCGAUGAAUAUUUGCAUAUGUAUUCUCUUGUAAUGCAAUGGUGAGCCAUCACCAUAAGAUGGCACUACUUUGGCAGCGAGGCACGCAGGGAGAUGAGGGUGGCGGGUCUGAAACUGUUAGAGUGAACUUGUGUGCUGCUGUGAGCUGGGAUGAGAUUACAGCAGCACAAAGGGCCAAGAGGAUUCAUUAGAAUGUCCGACCUGCUGGGAUGAAGCAGAUGUCAGUUCAGCUUCAUGUCUGCUGACUGAAAAUCCACACUUCGCAAUUCUUGUCACGUCCAAGCAUAUGCAAUCUGUAUCAGAGGCACGCUCGAAUAGUUCAGGCCUGGGAGGAAGGUUUGCCAACAUCAUUUGGCCUCAGCAGGAAUAAAGUCAAGUUUAUUUGCUGCAAAUCUUUAGACAUAGUCUGCAGACCAACAUAUUUAAGAAAGGGAAACAAGUAAGUUUUAGCAUAUGAGUAAUUUAUUCGAAGAAGAGUAUGUGAUAUUUUGUUAGGUCGUGAUUUCGUUGCAUAAAGAAAAGAAGCUCUGUGCAGGAGAUUAGCGGUAGGUAGAGUGUGUAGCCUAAAGAGUUGGGGGAGGUAGAGCAUACAGUCCAGACUGGAGAAGCAGGGGAACAGUUUGUAAAUACCAUAGGAGUUGAAAGCAUGGAGGGGGCCGGUCUCAGGAUGCCUGAGUGAACUGUUAAGCCUCUUUGAGGUUUCACAGGUUUGGCUUGUCAAACAUAAUUAAUCACCGAUCACUCUAGCUUUUGCAAAAAUGUAACAAAAAUGUAACAAUGACGAUAAUGUAACAAUGACCCAAAAAGUAACAAUGACCCAAAAUGUAACAUUGACUAAAAUGUAACAUUGACCCGAAAUGUAACAAUGACCCAAAAUGUAAUAAUUGGUCAAUAAUGUAACACGAUGCUGAGCCCAAAAUGUAAAAACUUUCUGCCAAAAAUGUUGCACGUUGUUAUAAGGUUUCAUUAUUAUUUUUUAUUACAUUUCAGACUCAACACCUUUGUCACAAAUAUUGACCAAUCAUUAAAUUUCGGCUUUAUUACAUUUUUGUUUUUAUAACAUUGCAGCUCACUGUUACAAAUUGGGCUCUAACAUGCCUACCUUUGGAUAUCCCCAUAAGCCCAGAAGUUAGCAUGAAUCUCAUUCGCUCCAGAAGCUAACCUUGCUAACUUACUUGUCAUUCAGUUUGGUUGAAAUAAUUGAUAAACCAACUCUUUUCAUUGGUUGCAUUUUUAACGUACGAAUUGGACAUGUUUUUUUUCAUCAGUAUCCUACAACAUUCGGCUGCAGUCUAAAAAAAUCUAUGUCCAGAUAGCUAUGAUAUGCUAGCAGUUGCCUACCUGUCCAGUCUAGCCAUUGUCAAGUGAUUUUACUAGCAUGUUUGGGUUUUACAUUGGAGGUCUUCUGAGGAUGACCUGGGUUUAUUGAACGACUAAUCUGGAUGACUUUCCACCAACUGUUUCUGAAAGAAGGCUGUAACCAGACAACCAACAACAGAUAUCAGUAUUGAUUGUCUACCACUGGUUUACACUGACUGAUUUGUUACCCAAAGUUAUAGACCUUUCCGAAUCUUACAACACAGAUCUAAACAUCUCUUUUUCUUAGUGCUGGUGGAUUUUAAAUAUUAAUGAUGACACUGAAUUACAAAAAUAUUGAUUCUACCUCCUCCUUGGUUGGGUGAAAGCAGCAGCUGAUGGAGUCGUGGGAUUAUAGAUCGCUCUAUAAUGACACAAAAUUGGAGAACAUGUGAUAGAAAACAUGAAAAGGUUGAAAGAGUAGAAGAGAGAGGUUCUGAGAAAAACAACUGGAGAUAAUAGCAGCCUGCUGGUGGGUCUAAUCAGCUCAUCUUGUUCCCCUGAUGUGUCUCUUUCAAACUGUGACUCACAUUGUACAGAUGUAGGAAGAUGCGUAUUUGUUACCUCUGUGACCUUGUUAUUCUUACUCCCUCUAUCAGCAGCUCUUCUCUGUCUUUAGUUGUUAUUGUAUGAAAGACAAUUAGAUAUAAUUAUCUUUGUGCGUCAGUGAUGUGCUGCAGGUCAGGGUCUAAAUGAUAAUGUGAAUACGUACAGUAUACGUGAUAUGGUUAUUAGUGCAGGAAACAUCUCAGACAAAAGGCGCAUUAUUCACUGGGAUUUCUCUGCACAAUAAAAGCCUUUUAUAACUCUGAUUCAUAAUCAAAGUACAUUUGACAUACAAAGAACAAAAAGCCCAAUUAUCCUAAAACCACCGGUGCAAAACCUGUUUGGUUUAAGGGCAGGAUGUCAAAGUCUAAACUAAUCUUUUAAGGGAAAGACUCUUCUCCUCUUUCACACAAAAAUGAGUCAUUACUGGCACACGCUAAAAGGUUCUUUAAAUCUUAAAGUUUAAAAAUGUUAGAGACCUCAUGUAGGAUAAAUAAUAACAGAUUUAUCAGCUGCUUUUUUCUAAUAGUGAGUGAAGUUCAGCGGUACAACCAACACAGCACAGCCGACACUCUCAAAAUGGGAAAAUCUUGUAAAAACCCUCACAGUCUGACGUAACUUUAGAGUAAACAAACACGGCGGAUGAUGGGAUGGUUGUCAUUCUAAAUGCUGCAAGCUGCUUAGCUAUGCACUACCGUCGCAAUUUCCGUCCAACUUCUGAGUUUGAUUGACACAAAACAAUAAGUCGGUCCUCCAUUUUUGGUUCAUUAUUUAACAAUUAUUUUACAACUUCAAAUCCAGGUGGUCCUGACCAGGGUUGUCCCCGUACGAUAUUGAUAUCGGAUAUUGGUCCGAUAUUGGAUUAUAUCAGCCUGCAUCUAAAAUCUCUGACAUCAGCACUCCAAUAUAAGCAGUCCAUUCCAGACUCCGCUCCGCAGCACCCAGAUCUAGCAUGCAGAGCCCACGUGAUCACAACAACAGUGUGUACUAAGGUACGAACAAAGUACCAAGGAGUAGGAGUGAUGUAAAACUUGUCAUGCACAAGUUUGUGCCAAUAUCAGAUCAAUAUCGGUAUCGGCCAAUACUGAAGGCUACAAUAUCAGUAUUGUAUCGCAGGUAAAAAAAAAAAAAAGUGGUAUCAGGACACCCCGAGUCCUGACCAUCUUUCAAGCAGAUCAGGAAGAAGAAGAAAGAAAUGAGGGUUCCUCUAAAUUUGGCAUAGAUGUGGGGAAUUUCAUGGGAAAGGCAGAGUUUGAGUUUGUUUUGAGGAUAUCAUCACUGAUCAGGGACUAAACUAAGGGUGUCAUUUAAAAUCUGCAUCAGACGGAUGACAAGUCCCUGACACAAACAGAAGUGUUUGAGUGGAUUCAAGCUGAAUUAUUUGACCACAGAAACUUAAAAUUUCCUCUGAACUAGGCUGGGUUUAAAGCUGAACAACAACUUGUAACUGCAGUUCCAUAUGCCGACUGUCAUUAGUGCUUUUGAAUAGAAACAAAAGCUCUCUACUAAAGGCUCGAUUCAGACAAGUUUGUUUCUAAACUCACCCCUUCACUCACGUCUCUCUCUUCCUUAACAAAAGGUUGAACUUUUAGGGGUUGUGUAAGAGCAUUUACUGCAGCUCCUGAGCUGUCAGUCAAACAUUAAAUCAGAUGAUAAAAGUUUUCUAAUCCAGCAGAACGAGCAGAAAAUAUUCAAAUUUAUUCAUGGUUUCUUCCCUGUGUGGUUGUGUUUAAAAUGCGCUUAUCUCGCUUUGAAAACUAUUAUGUAUCCGUCAGUCCUGCACUGACUGAAAUGCUUUUACCACAUGAAGAGCUUUGUUUCAGUCUGGCAUGAAUGCAUUUGGGAAUAGAAUAAUUUCCUGACAUCCAUCAUUCAACAGCACUCGAAAAAACAUAAUAAUACUGAGCUGUUUUGUAAAAAUAGCAUGAUUUUGACAAGCAGGGGACUCAGCUGUCUGAGUCAAAACUAGUGGAGUUAUUAGUGUUGGAUUCCCUGCGUGGACGACCCAUCACCCACUGGAGUAGUCGCAAAUGUGUGUGAAUGCAACCAUAUAAUAACUCACAGUGUGUGCGUAUUUAAACCCAAACCAUGGCCAAGCAUUUACUCCAGACACAUUAUAAACACAAAACUUAAAAUCAAUAAAGUUGUAUGUUCUUGUUCAAGGUGUCUAUGAUCCAUCUUACUAUGUGCAAGAGCAAGGGUUUGGAUUCACAGAUUCUCAGAUAAACAAGAUGGGAAUUCUGACCCAGAACCUUUGACUCCAAAUGAUCUGAGUCAAACCAACCCUGUGAACCUCAACAACUCUUCAUAGCAUCAUUCAGGUAUAAGAGCCGGCUUUUAGGGAUGAGUUGUUUGGAAAAAAAAAAAAACACAUCACAAGGCUAACCAAUGUAGCUCAGAUGUCUAUUGCCAUGGUGCUGCUUUCCAAAGUGAAAUUACUUAGUUCAAGAAAACUGUCUUUAACUCAAGUUCAGAGUUCCCGUUAUCAUUUUAAAUGUAAAUGUUCAUGUUACAAGUCAUGAGUUAAAGACAGUAACCCCAGUUAUCAAUUGAUGUAAAAGUGGAUGGGUGUAGGUUACUGCUUGACUACUCUCUUAAAAUUUUUAAAACGUCUUUUCCGUGUGUUUCAAGAAGUCACAGUGAUGUUAUGUGUUUUGACAACGCAGAAAUCUUUUAAAAUGGCCAUACAUUAAAAUAAAAGGUACUGAUUGGCAGUCAUGAACUUGACCUGCAUAAACUAUUACUGACCCAGGGGCUACUAAGCCAAGGUGGAGUAAGACAUUUUCUUUUAACCCCCAUCAAAAUAUCAUAAACGAGAACAUUGUUCUGAAAGUCAUCACCAAUCGACCAAGUUUGUCAUUUAGUCUCGGUGUCACCUUUCUGAACAAAACAACAAAAAAGUAAAGUCAUAUACUUGAGGUGAAACCCACUGAACAACCUGCUAGGAGCCCUUCACCCUUUAAGAAGGUUGUCUAAGGACGCCGCAAAAUUCCCCUAUUCCUGUAAGUGCAUUAUCACCUCUAAGAGGCUUUGAAGACCCCGACUUAAAAGGUUUGAAGUACUUGGAAGCUGCUAAGAUGGUACGUGUCGUGAGUUUGUUGGGAGUUUAGGUGAGUGAAUUAAGGGUCUGAGACACUUAAAGAGAUUAUUUAAGCCUCCAAAAACCUUUAUGAAGUGUCCUUCCUGGAGGGAGCCCAGCAACAAGUAUUUAAAAGUGCAAUGAAAAGCACAGUUGAAAAGCUGUGGGCAUUUUCUUCUACUUUAAUACUAAAUCAAUUGCAUACAUUAUUCAAACUAUCAGGCACUUUGCUCUGCUUGUACAACUUAAGAACCAGCCAAGAGAUGAAGAAGUGAGUGAAAAGCAUGCUGUAAACACAACACAGCUCAUCUGUUUACGCUUCAUACAGGUGUAAAGCACUGCAUCAUCUGCAUAAAGAGAAACUUUAACAAUGCUGAUCUAAUUUUGUGACAAUAAAACAUGAAAACAUAAACAUUGCUGGUCCUUGGAUAUAUCCCUGGGUUACCCCUUUUCUAAGUGAAGUUAGCUGUACCCCAACUGUGGAAACAGGUACAAAACAAACAGAGUUCAUGUGAGCUAAGUGCAUUAGCGUAUGGUACUUUUUACAUCAGACACCAAUGCCUAAAGAUUGAAAAUACUGUGGUUGAGCUAAGUAUGUCUGCACAUUUUGCAGCACAAGAUGGAAAUGACGCAAAAACUAUAAAUGUCCCAUUAAUGACAGAGUCCAGCUUUAGCUUUUGUGUGUUUCUGCUCAGUUUUUAUACUGUGGGAUCUGAAAGUUAAAAAUGUCAAAGAUGUAAUCAAUUUGAAAUAAGUAAAAUUCAGUUUCAGUAAUUAUUCAGCUUCAACUCAGAAACCUGGCAGUUGUCAGGAGAGUCAAAUAUGGGCCAAAAAUCUGGUAAAUUAUCUCUGAGUUUAGAGCUAGCUUGAGAAAAAAUCAGACAAUAAUAAUAGAGUGCAAGUCCAGUUUAAGCAUUGGUUAUUGAGUUGUUAAGUGUCAGUCUCUUUUGAAACUGUGACUUUAUUUCACUCUUAAAAAACAUGUAUUCCAACCAUGCAGAGCCGUUUAAACUGCUGGUUAACAUAGUUAUUCUAACAUAAUCUUUCUCUAAACUUGUCUACAUAUACAGCAGGUCAUAUAGUUGUCUAUAUUAUUCAACAUAAACGUACUGUAAGGCGUAUUUUGGUGAAAAUUAUUAGGUAAACCAACAGCUUGGUCUUUUUUUAACCACCAUCUGGCAUAUUUUUAGCGUUUUUCUAAAUUUAGAUCAAAACAAUCAGAUUGUUGCAGGAUAAUCUCAUGUAUAUGUUGGAGUAACAAGUGAAAAGGCACCUGACAGGCAAGCUAGUAUUACCAUAACUAAUUAUAACAGAGUUCAAAGAAAGGGGAAGGACCUGGAAUUAGCCCCGGGGGUCAGGAGGUCAGCCUCUAACGAGCUUAUACAACAAGCUUAGGCUGAGGAAAGACCCAGACCUCUGUGUAAGCUGUGAAGUUUACUGUUCAGCACUGUCUCAGCUCAACAUGACUAAGGAAGUCUACUAUGAUCAAAACACAGCAGGUUGAAAGCUGAGGUAUACAGAUCACUAUCAUUUUAGGUCAUUACUACUUCCAUAACUUUGAAACACUUGGACUAGCCUAAAGAUAUCACCAAGUUUGAACGCUUAAGCGCUAUAUGAGAAACAGCAAAGGGAAAUACAACACAUCCUCCAUAAAUCUUAUUUUCUAAAGUCCAGUAGCAAAUAUAUGUUUCCCACUGAGAGCUGAGAACCAAAAAGUAAUAAAAGCGUAGGUGAUUAUUGGAAUUUGUUUCAUUCAGUUUUAGAAGCUAUGUGCUGCUGAUUCGCAAUCUUUCGGGUAAAGAAAUGCAGUUCCUCGACAGGCCACUUGAGGCAUAAAGACAGAAAAGUCGACAACCCUUUUACAUAAACCUACCUUUAAGGUUACUUCGGAGUGUACAGUUUUGUCUAAUUUGGGGGGUUCUGCUGGUAUGAUAUAGGGCUGGGCGAUAAACCGAAAAUUUACCGAUACCGAAAUUUAUGACAAUUGCCAACGCCAUUUUGCCCAUAUUGGAAUUUUUGGUGUCAAAUAAAGAAAUAAAUAAAAGUUGUUUUUGGAUGUGUGUAGAUAGGCUAUGGUCUCAUGUCCCUAUAAGGUGCUGUCCUAAAUCAGAGACGUGACUCCAUCCAGUCCGUAACAAAGAGGGAAAGACAGGUGAGGAGAUGGAGGAGGGUUCAAAAGUUGUAGCUGCUGAAGAAGACAAAGUUAAUGUGGGAGGGGGUGAGCAGCAGGUGGAGUAGUUAUCGUCCAUUUAUUGUUAUCGAGGUGAACUGCUCAAUAUAUCAUGAUAUUGAUUUGAGGCCAUAUCGCCCAGCCCUAGACUGUGACCAUAUUUUGAUUACUGAAAACCAGGACAAAAACUAGGACUCAGCCCGGCGAUGGGGUUCUUCAUAACUUUAGCUUUCCUCUUCAUCCUAGGGCCCAUUAAAUUAAUGCUUAUGUACGGCAUGUUAGCACUAAUUUAAAGGGAUGUCCACACAUUACAUCUUUCUGGUUCUGUUGUUGGCUUUUCCAAACAGCUAACAACCCUAAUAUCUCCCUAAACAUGUUAUGUCAACAGCCACACUUACUGGUAAAUGGUGCCGUUUUUCACAGUGCUUCCAGUAGUCCCAACUGUGUUCAAUAUUUGAUAUUAAAUGUAGCACUCAGGUGUUUCUAAACACAAGCACAGUGCAAUGUCAGGUGUUAGGGAGAGUGUCUGAAAAUCAAAGCUCGAACAAUGGUUAUCCCAGAGACAAACAGGGAGAAAUCUAUGAGAGAAGUGAGCACAGAAAAGCUUUUCUACGCCCACAUGCAGUUGCAGAAAAUAGACCUAAGUGCAGUGCAGACCCAAGAUCUGUUUUGAGUAGUUCUCACUUUUUUUUUUUUGUGGUGUAAAAACUCACCUAACUUUCGCACUAUGUGUUCUUACUAUCACUACCACUCUCCACCUACAGUAAAAAACCAGCAUGUGAAAGCAAAACAUUUAAGGACAGCUCUGUCUGCAGAUGGACACAGGCUGGUUAUAGAGUGGUGAGUUUACACUCUGACUGGACAAUAUUAUCAUGAUGGUUUCUCAACCAUGUUGCUGUCUGAACUUGUCUUCUUAAACAAGGCUUGAUGAUGGAUGUUUUUCAAGGACACCAAAGUUAUAAUGUUUAGAGGCACAUCAAAAACUGAAGGAGUUUUUGAAAAGAACUCAUGACUUGGCAUAACGGUUCAGUCAUUUAAACACUUAAAGUUAACUUAGUUUCCAAUCAUUUUCAACUUUCAUGCCUCCAAACUGCAUGUUGGUUUCAGGAAAUGAAGAAAAAUCACAGAAUUACCGAGAGCUUUUUGGCUUCAAAUCCAUCUACUGACGGAAGGUGGAACCAAGUUGUCCAUUGUACAUUCAGUCUAUGGUUUGGACCAAGUUUAGACCAAAUCUAAAUCUGGGCUAUAUCUAUACUACACUGUAUAUUGCUCAACAGCCAUCAUAAUUAUUUUGGUUAAGUACUUGGAGAUCAGUUAUGCAACUCACAGUUGCUUUUUUAAAUAAAUAGUUAUCAAAUAAUGGGUUAAAGUGCAACGUCUAAAUUCUGUCUAAGAAUAUACAGAAUCUCUAGGGUUGAAAUUGGGUAAAAAAAAAACUAGAUGUCUAAUCGCCGUCUAUUAAUCAGUGGGAAAUUCUGUCUCCUUCCCAAAAAGACAUAAACAGAUGAAUUGCACCAUUUUCACCGGUCGUCCUUUAAUAAACAGUCUUAACACCAAUGAAUGAACAUUCAGGAGCACCACAGAUUUCUCUACAUAAGGGUGAUAUAGAGAUAAAGAAAUAAUUCGUCCCUGCUCAAUGAUAACAUAUGACCUAUUUUGUUUUGUCAUGCAGGUCUGUCUACCUGCCAUUCAGUUCCUGUCAGAACCUUCCGCUCUGACGCAGGGCAGGUGCGGCUCCUGGUGACAAACAGGUGGGCGUGUCUAACAGUCAUGGGGGCCGGACCAUCGAUCCCGGCUGAACUUAAUCUGCAAUUAAAAGGACUUCAGCCGCCAAAGUGAUUGGAGUGGAUUCAAAUACAGUUUGACCCAUUUCCGGUCCUUCACAGCAUGUGAUCACAGGUAAAUCCACUGAGGAGUGUUUACAGUUUGGGAAAAAACGACUGUUAAAGAAAAAAAAAAGGAUAAAAACAAACAGUUAAAUUAGUAAUGUGCAGUAGGUGAUCGAUGUUGAUAAGCUAGGGGCAAUGCAAAAGAAACCAACAAAAGUCGAUUUAGAAAAUAAUCUUUUUGGUUCCUUUUAGAUUUCAUUAUUUUGUCUUUUUUUUUGCUUCUGUUUGCUUUUUCAACCCACUCACAAACCAAAUCCAAGAACCAGAAACUACCGCAUCACCGCUCUGCAUCAAACUUUUUGUUGAGCAAAUUAACAUUUCUUCAAUAAAUCCAAAAGUGACUUUGAAAAGUAAAAAAAUCUAAAUGCAAAGUGAUAACACAAAGACUGGUCGUCAGUUCGUCUCUCUGAACAUGCAGAGGAGCGAUGAAUGCAUGAAAGAGAUUUAGAGGGACGCAGAGACAGAGGGUUAAAAUUAUCCCCCUAAAGCCAAUCCUCCUCAAGCUGAUCAGUGUGCUCAAUGGACUAGCCAGCUCGGAGACUCCAAAGUUGCAGGCAGGUAAGAAAACUUUUCUGUCUUUUUAUUAAAAACAUUUAGAGAACUUUUGUCAAUUUUAAGUCUUAGCAGAGAAUCAACGUUUUAUUCAGUUACUCGAUUGAGAAACUUUUAGAUCGUUGAGUUUAAGCUGAGCUGCUCAGGUAGGUUACAGUGACACAGAUGAUGUGAAUCAAGUCCAGCAGACAGAGCAUCGUACUUUUUGAUAUCAUUUUGAGGUUUAGUGGCAAAGAAAUCUCCUUUUUUCCCACUUUAUUAUGUUGAAAAAGAAAUUUACUCUUUUAGUUGCAUAACACACGAGCAAGGAUUCAUCUAAGGGGGCCAAAUAGGAAAUAAACUACAAGAUUUACUCCUUUAUGUGCUGUUUUUAUAAUGCAGAUAGAAACUGUGAGGUAAUGUUUUUCUCAUAUCUGCUAUUAUUCUGCUCUGAGAACAAAGUCUAUUCUUUAAAAUCUGCUUUUUUUUCCUGUUAAACCUCUGACCUUUAAGAGAACAGACUCGGGCGUUUCACAAAAUGAAUUUAGAAAAUUGAGUUUUGCUUCUUUCUCCGUUGAAUUCUAUUUCAGUGUUUCUCGUUACAAAAGCCGCCGCAGGGUUAAGUAAAGACUUCCUGAAACCUCCAUGCUGAGCUGUUAUGUGAAGCUGCACUGAUAUUAGAAAUCUUGAAUAACAGACCACGUGUGCUCACAUGUUCCCCAUCCUUUACUUGUUUUCAUGUUUUUAAAGAACUUGAAAAUCUCGGAUAACUUUGGGUUGGCAUUAAACGGAGCAUAUAUACUCUCUGUUAUGAGCUUGAAUAAACCCAUGGUACUCUGUAUCUAAAGAGCACACAGUAGAUCAGCUAAAACUUAGAUUUUAUUCAUAUUCAGUCAAAGCAUUGUCUUGUCGCCCCGACCCCGACGACCCGUGCACCCGCCCCGUCUCUCCAUGUGCCACCCUUUAACCUUGUUUAAAAAUUAGAGCAGUUUUGAUGGGCUUUACAUCACGUGCAGCUAAGAUGUUGAUGUGUUUGACAUGUCGACAAUCCCCUUAUGAGUUUGAACUGUUUGAACCGAACAUUAAGAGCAAAAAUACAUCCUGAAUCUUGUUGAAUUUCAAUAUGCAAAGAUCGGCAGAUAUGACAUUCCUGAUGAGCUCGAUCUUUUAUUUAUAGUCGACAUCGUCUGUGAGUUUCAGGAGGGAAUUCUUGUUUCUCAAAGCAUCAAAGUUAGAUCAGAUGGAGGAAGUUUGCUGCUGCUGCUGUUGUUGUUGUCGUCGUCGUCUUUACAUCCUUUUCCUUUUCCCGUCUUGUGCAUCCUGCUGAGCGCUGGCUUGGCCUGGUAGUUGGUGCACUGAUGAGCUAAAGGCCACGUGCAGCAAAAGGACCUUGGUUUGACUCCUCUCUUAUUAGUUGCAGUGUCGCCAAAGAGAAGCUUAAAAAGAGCCGAGGAAAAAUGCGAGGAGAUCCAUCAGCACUCAGAUGAGGAAUCUGUAUCUAGACAAGCGUAACUCAAGGUUUUAGAAAAGCUUGGACAGGAGGGAACUGGAAACUGGACCAAAUAGUGAAUUUGAUCAACUCAAAUUUCAAGACAGGAAGGAGAUCUGAUCCCUAAAAGUGUUGUACUUUCAUCUGUUAUUCUGUCACUCUGGUUCAGUGGGUGGACUUCUGUCACAUUUAGCAAAUUACAUCUGUACUUAAUUGUGGAGCGCCCUCUCUAAACAAAAGAGUGCUUCACGUACAAAACAAAAUACAAAGGCAAAGGAUGGAGUCAAGCCAACUUCACAUGAAGUGCUUGUUAAACUUUAGUGACAGCGCUCUGCACAAAGGAUGCAGUGCAAAGAUAAUUAACAACAGACUCUCAUUGUCGGCCAAAAUCUAAACUCCAUCUGAAAAUCUGUCUCGUUCACCGAGCUCUUGUUGGUUUUUGACUUUUGACACGUCUGUAUUGCGGGUAUAAGAUCAUAUCUGUUCAGGAUCUCGCUCUCUCUCUCUGUUGGUGAGAAACCGGAGCUCGCAGCUCUGCCUCAUGAGCUCUCGCGCUAAGCCGGUGCAUUGUCACAUUGGUUUGUUGAUGUUUUGACUUUCUCCUCUUGAGCCCUGAGAGCUCGCCGUGGAAUCACAAGCAUGUCCAGCUGGACCGGCGAUGGUGACCCUCGACGGGAAGGUCUCUAAUCAAAGCUGUCUCCGUGUCAACUGGAGCGUUGUUUUAACCUUAGGGUGAGGCAGAGGCUUAACCUUUGACCUGUCCGAACAAGCAGUGUGAGCUGGCAGCGAUUCACAAAGGUUCAAGUUUACAAAAAUCCCCCCCUCGACUCUGAGACGGAGACUAUAAAUCUUAAAGAUCGUCCAUGUCUGCUCAGCUUCCACAGACAUAAAUCACACAAGCCUCUGCUGACAAAUCAACUAUCUCAACACUUCUGAGUGAUUUUUAUCCUUUUUAUUGAGGAAAUGUAUUUAACUGUUGUCUCUUUAUUGCUGCAGAGUGGUACUAGAAAGAAGAUCUGUGUUUUUUUAGUUUCUCUGGUACUUGCUACUCUUCUAAGAUUAAAUCUAUUUUUGUGAAGGCGCUGGGUUUUGCAUGUGUCGUUAGCUAACUGAGCCUCACCUUCUUUAAUCAGCACCAGAAUUACAGACAGGUUAAACAAUUAAUCAAUAUCUUGAAUAUAGUGGGUAAAGGUCUUUUUAAGAAUAAUGAAAUAUUGAUAACAUGUCUAAAAUGAUAGGGGCGGUAGUGGCUCUAUAUUCUGGUUGCUACUCACUCUUAAACGGAGGAAAGACAGAUCCAAAUCAAUGUACAUUUCUACAAUUUACCAAGCUGCUGUAGUAAAUCAUAUCUGAGGGAAUGAUGGUUUAAAAUAAGGUUUUUAGAUGACAUAAAAAGGGACAGGUGUUUGCAGACAAUGUGCAAUAAAAAGUCACAAACAACCAAAUAUAAUGAGAAAAAAACUGAUGACAUGUAGGAAAGUUAAAAGUAUUUAUUAGUAAAGUUAGACAAGUCUCUCCUGUAUUUUAAUGAUAGUUUUAAUUUAAUAUUGUGAUAAGUACUUAGAGUAGAUUUACAGUUUAUAUAAAGUGUGUUUUUUUUAACUAGCAUGUGAAUCGUUAUAUAGUGAGUUAAUGCGUAAUCAGCACAGGCAUAAGGAUGUUAACAUGCGAGAAGGAUCACAUGCAGGUGGCACCAGUGUUAUCUAACCUUGACAUAAUUUGUCUUUAUUUACCCACAGACUCUAUAAACCAUGUUUCAACUCUAAGUUAGACUGUUUUCUGAGUGUUUCUUUAGUUGAAAUUUAAAUUACUAUCUAAAUGACUGAGAGAUUAGCUGCUUUCGGUACGUCUUUGCAGAUUACUUUAUUAAUAACUUGAAUCAUAUCAGUGAGUAAAAACUUUGUGAAUUGUGUUCUUUUUAAUAAUCCUGAAGUAAAAUUUUCUACAUCAUGCUCUUAAUCUUCAUCAUCUCUGAUUGUGAAGACUGUCAGGGUGAAAUUUUCUACUGUGAAGUGAUGCACUUCAGUUUUUGUUGAUGAUCAGUUAUACUCAACUUAGAAAUGACCAUGUGCAAAAAGGAAAUACUAUGAAUGCAUCUAAAUAAAUAUAUCAAGUUAGAAAGUAUGUUGAUAUUUAUAGUCUAGGAAGUCGCAGAUGAACGAAUAGAUGGUUUGAUGGAUGGAUUGGGAGAAUAGUGGAUAAAUUAGAUGUGGGGCUGAACGAUUCCUCGAAUACCUCGAUUACAAAAAAAGGAUCGAGGAAUUUUCAAGAACCUGAGUACUCGUUUUUAAGCUCAAAUCGUCACUGUUUUGCACAGAUUAUUUUCAAGGUAGCACAAUGCGCUGGCGUCAUCACGGUAGGAGGAGUAAGCGUGGUUUGGGUUUUGCAGAGUGGAAAAAAUGAAUAAUGAGAGGAGCUUUUCUUCUGCAGAGCUCCAGUAGCUCAUUAGCAAUUUGCCUUUGAGUCGUGGGCGGAGACAGCGCUGCUCUACACACUCCUCUUCAUGCUACCUUGCAGUAGCAGAAGCAGGUAAUAUAGGAGCUAUUUAGCUCUCGGACACUAAUGUCUUUAGGGACACGAUGAAAGCUAAUAUCAUAAUUAGCUUUCUUACGAGCAUCGCAAUCCACUAACGCACACGCUUGUUCCGUGAUUGUCCUCCUUUUUUUCGAAGUCUGGCCUGCAUAGCGGGGCUCAGGGGUUGUAGCUUGGAUUUCUGACAUAGGAAAUCUUACUUCAUGUGAGUCUGCUGUUUUGGUCCGAUAACUCGAGUAAUUAAAUCGAUGGAAUAUUCGGUAGAAUACUAAAAUGUAUUCGAUAGCUGCAGCCCUAAUUAGAUGACAGUAUUGGAGGUUUGUGGAUUAGUAGGUAGCUGGAUGGAUGCAUAGAUGCUCUUUAAGUGACGGUACUUUGGACCACUGGAUCCAGUAAAGUGAAACAAAGGACUACACUCCUGUUUAAACCCUAGAGGACCAAAUAACCAACAAAAAUGUGCAAAAAUAAAAAAGCACAAGGUGAAGUGAAGCCCCUCAGUGGAUGUGGUACUUAGUAAAUCCACAGUGGAGGGCUGUUGACCUGGCAGCUCUAAACUGUAAUUACACAAGCAGUGUGAUUGUGAGGUGGGUGAGUUCAAAAAGGGAAUCAGUCGCUCUUUUUUAAGCUCUUUUCAACUGAUAUGGAGCCUGUUUUGCAUAUUCAAAAGUGUGGGUAGAUCUGGGCUUUCUGUGCACAGCAGCACUGUUGUGUCAAAUAAAAACUUGUAGUUGUGAUUUCAAUCAAAGAAUAAGUUUGACAGGUUUUUUACUCUUUGUUUUAUUGAAAUAUAAUAAUUACACCUUCUUAAAACUGAAAUAUCUGUAACCCAGGUUGAAUUUCAUCUCUGUCUAAAUUUGAUUGAAUGCAGAGAGAUGAGAGAUAAUUAUAGAUGGCAGGAUUAGUCACUUUUGAAUAAUAGUGUCACUUUGAUGAGAAAUUCUACUUUCAAAUUCGAAUAAAAACAAGCGAGAAGGCGAUUUGAUUUUAGGUGACUAACAGAAAAUUCAUGAUUCAAGUCAACACUAACUACAAGAGUCUGAACAACUAAUUUAAGGUUUGGUAAAACUAAUCUCUCACGAUUAAAUGAGCUUAAAAUAAAUAUAACUGACAAAUAGUCUGGAAAUAAUCGAGAAGUCACCAAGAGUUAAAAAAGAAAACUAACUCUGGAUGUAAGAUCUUGCAUGUUUUAUCUACUUGUCAUAGUGUAUUGUGUAUAAAUAAGUAUUUUUUCUAUGUUUUUGAACAUCUGACUUAGGACAACACAUUAAAAUUAGCAUAUAAGCUAACUCCGGCAUAUUUACAUUGAUGCUUUUGCUGACAUGUCAAUUUAUGUGCAUUGUUCUAAUCAAAUAAAUGAAUAAUAAUUGAAAAAAAAGUUUUUACAUCAAAAAAGUUCAUAUAUAGUUUGCCUCACAGACAUUUCUCAUAUCAAAAAUCAUCAAUCACAUCUUCUACACAACUACAUGUUUGUUUAGGGAGGAACCUUUUCGGGUCCAAACCAUAAAACCCUGCCCAACCCAAGAUUACAACAAAGUGUUAAAAACAGAAACCUUUAAAUGUCUACAUCUUUCUAUCCAUCAAUACAAAGGUAAAAAAAAACAGGGUUUCUACGCAAGUAUAAAAAUAAAUAUUCCAGCUCUUAAAAAGUAUGGAAAAUGAAAUAUAAAGGAUGGUAAAAUAUUGAUGUUUCCAGACUAUUACCACAGUUCCAAAAUACUGUUUUCUGAAAUAGAAGUGUAAGUUUUUCCAAAAAUAAUUCUAAAAAGUAGGGUAUGGAAAAGUAUGAAAAUUCCAACUGUGUAGGAACCCUGGAGUAAGUCUUCAAAACUUAAAAAUCUCUCAACAAAAACUUUUAAUAACAAAGUCAGAAUUAAAGCGUCCUUGAUAAUACUCUAAAUAAAGUCGUGCACUCAGGGCCCAUGUGUGACGCCACGUGCUUCGGUAAAGUAUCAUGACUUAAAUCUCCGCUAAUGUUGCUUUAAGUAUCAGACAGCGGGGCUCACUGACGGAUUUAAGUCCUCAUGUGUUGGCAUCAGGCACACCUCUGAAAACCUUAUUAAACCCAACUCAGGAUGCAAGUUAAACUUAAAGAAAUGACGCAUUUGGCAUGAUUUGACACCAGGAUGUGAUUCCUAAUAGUUAGUCGUGAUGAUCUCUUGUUUUGUUCCACAUCAGCAAAAUAUACCCCAUGUAUACCCCAUGUUAGAGAAGAAGGAAAAGGACUGAUCAGUAUGUUUUUGCAGCCCCUGGUAGGGUUAAAAUCAGCACAAGCCAACAUAUAAAAGUUAUCUUACCUAAAAGUCUUAAAAACUCAAUGUUGCUGCAGCUGAAACAUCUACUCUUGAAUUUCCUGCAGGAAUCCUGUCCGUCCGCAGCCUCCACAGCUAAACUCGACUCUGAGCCGUUUUUGUCUCCCAUGAAUGAAAUCAUAUAAAAUGGUAUGUAAUCAUACGCAUUACCGUGAGGUAAAUGGCUCCCACUUUGUCAGAUUUGACAAAAGCCUCAGCUCUAAAAUGGUCUCUUUCGAAAGCAGAGAGCCAGAUUGUCGCUUUUUAUCAGGCGAGACGGUGAGUUUCUUUUCUAACUGUGAUGCAUCGAACUUUCCCAUUAUAGCACUCAGAUGCAUUUCUCUUUGUAUAAAAGACGAAGAAAGAGAAAUAUUCAAAAAAGACAUACUUUCAGAAAUGGUUUCAGAAGAGUCUUGCUUUUAAACUACAUGGUUCAUAUCAUGUUUUUGACAUUUAAAUUGGACUUUUAAUGUAAAUAUUUAUGCCUAAUGAUUGGGUGGAUUAUGGAAACAUAGAGUAUUGUUAUCGCUUGUGAGGAAGUCUAACAGUAUCGAAUGGAAAAUAAGUCGUUGGUGAACAUUUGUACAUUAUAAGUUGGAGGACGCAUCUUAUAAGCUCAAAAUAUUACCUUUAUAACGAUAGAUACAUAACACAACCUUACAUAAUUAUUAUUAUAUGUCAGGUUGUGAAUUAGUACUUUCUAGCUGACUCCAGAGAUCACCCCGAACAUUAUCAUCCAUGACGAAAUCAUGAGGACACAAUUCAUAAUGCUAAUGAAGGCUGUGUAUACUGUUGAAAUUUUAAUGUUUAUUGAACUGAAUAUAUUUCCCCUGUAACUGUUUAAAUUUUAGUCAAUAACUCUGUUUUUAGAGACUCAACAAGUGAUGAAUUGUAGUAAAACUUGAAAUCCAGAAAAAUUAAAACAAAAAAAAUUAAAUUUGGAAAUAAAAAAAACUUCAUCUGGAGCAAAUGAAAGUGGAUUUCUCAGGCCGCAUAUCUUGAUAAAGAUGCUGAGUAACUUAGCAUAAUGUAACAAGCAUAUGCAACAUACUUAACAAAGUCCACAGUCUGUUUUUGUAAAUCUAACCGAGAUGUUUUGAGGGGAAGUUGAUCACAUGAGUUAGGGGGACUGAAUAUUCAUAAAAUUCAACAUUUCAGUUGCUGAAUCAAUCCUGAUGUACUUCUUCUAAACCUUGUGACUCAUAUUUGGAUGCUUUUUGCCAUACAGGGCUCUUUUUUCCUUUAAUGAGGAACUCGUACUCGUAGGGAUGAUUGUCAACACGAGAGUUAGCCUGUAACGUAAGCGUGACAGCUCUGACGCCUCCUCCCUCAUCAACCCUAAAAGUGUCUCUUGGCUGUUUUGCGGCAUGCCGAGUCACAUUUAGACAGACAUGACUAGAUUUCCCCGCCCAGGUUAGCACCCAGUCAUAGCACCUGACAAGGUAGGAGGGAGGGCUGACUCGUGUGAAGUGUUGCGUAAGACUGGGAGGUCAGAUCGGGGCACUUCCUGGUAAAAAAAAAAAAAUGGAAGGAGGAGCGUGUCUUAGCUGCGAGAGGACAGAGGGUGGGAUGAACAUCCACUGAGCCUGGAUAAGUGACCUGGGCAAGGGGCUUGGAUUGGCUUGAGAAGCUAAACAUGCAUGCACAUGUACAGACAGCGUAUCCUGCAUAUGAGCUUAAACAGACUAACUCGCACGAACACAGGCUGAGAUGUGGACAGAGGUUUUUUUGUUGAGUUUAUUGAAGCUUUUGCAGCUUUUUUAGUACGUCGAGUUAGGAAUCUGGUGUACGUUAAAAACAAUAAACAAGAAGUGUAGAGACAGUAAAACAAACAUUUCAACUUCCACGAAUUCAAAUGAAUGUUUAAAAAGUGUUUUAUCUAUGAAAAUAUGUGAAUUGUGUGAAUAUUUCUGUGUACUGACGUUUCAUGCACAUGUUCCCCACCUGCAGAGAUACAUGUGACAACAAUGGGUGCAGAGCCGAGAGCCGAGUUCCUCUGGCAGAGCUGGUACCCUGCAGCCAAUCCCUCAUUAAAUAGCAUUACAUCCAAUCAAUCCUAUUAGUCUGUCACCCUUUAGUGGAGGACAAGAGACAGGGAGAUGUUUUCUACUUGAUCAAUAAAAGAAGAAAUCAUUUUUAGAUCUGAAACAGCACCUUUAAGAGCUGUCACAAACUCAAGUAUACGCUGUACUUUUUGGACUCUAACAGAGAGAAAUUAUACUGGGAAAAAUGUAGAGUAAUGGUUCAGGAGGUUAAACAUUUAUGUUCGUCUGUGGUGGUCUUUUUCUGUCUUUCUUGUCGUCUCAGUAGAAAAGGGAAACCCUCGCCAACUUUCCCCUUUUUGAUGCUCUCAUGCUCUCAAAGCCCAUGUGUGACGCCACGUGCCUCUGCGCAGUAUCAUGUCUUAAAUCUCUGCUAAUGUUGUCUUUAAGUAUCAGACAGCGGGGCUCACUGACGGAUUACAGCCCUCUUGUACUGGCAGCGGGCACACUUCUGCAUGCCUCAUUAAAUUGCACUGACUUUGAAAAAGCAGCUCUAAGAUGGCAGCACUUAGCAAAAUAACGACCUGAUGUCAAGAACUAAAUGUUAAUAACUGUUUCUCAGGCUUGUGGUAAAUCAGACUCUUGCACUCAGGACCUGUGUCCACUGUUGUAGUUUUUUCAGCAGAUUCAAAAAUGCUCUCAACAUCGGCUGUUUUUGUCACUUCCUACACUCUCAGUAGAAAAUAGUUUAUCAUUUGAAAUAUUCCUGUCCAGGCUAAUGUCAUUCAUCCAAAAUAAAGAAGGGGCCAGGCUUAAGGGAGAACCUGACUGGUACUUUAAAAGGUGCCGUUUCCAGGCUUAAGUCGCUGUUACAGCCAGGACACAAUUCUUUUCACUGUCUGUAUUUUUGCUUGUAAAUUUACCUGAAUAAAACCAAAUAUUUAGCAUACAGAGCAAAAGUUGCUGCUAGACAACUUUUUGUAACUCAAGAACUGGUAUGAAGCUUUCUGGAACCAAAGUUGUGGGUGCUGCAAGCCAAAAAAAGGUUUGUGGACACAGGCCCUUAUUAUGACAUCAGUGUAAAGACUGUAUUUAUAUAUUCCUUCUGGGUUGUCUAAAGUUGCCGGUGCUGCAAGCAAAAAAAAUGCUGUUAGUGGACACAGGCCCUUAUUCUGUCAAUAGUGGAAAGACUGUUUUUAUAUAUUCCUUCUGGGUUGUCUAAGGUUGUGGGUACUGCAAGCAAAAUACUAAAUGCUGUCAGUAGACACAGGCCAUGAGUCUGUCGACAGUGUAAAGACUGUAUUUAUAUAUUCCUUCUGGGUUGUCUAAGGUUUUUGUUGCUGCAAGCAAAAAAAUGCAGUUAGUGGACGCAGGCCCUUAUUCUGUCAGCACUCUGUGUAUAUUGUCCAACAGGAAUACCUCAUUCGCUGUUUGUACUUGUACCUACAAAAAGUAAUCCACCAAAUUGCAUACAUGAUCCUAUUAACUACAAGCACAUGCUAAGGUCUAACUUUCAACAAAGGGAGAUUAAGUGGAAUAAAGAUAUAUUGGAGUGAUGAUUAGUCAUUUGUUUCAGAUACAAGGCUUUAAUUCACACACUUAUUGAAAAGUUAGCAUUGAGUUAUUUUCAAUCAAGUCAUUAUGCAACAGGGGAGAUGCCCAAAAUGGUGUUAAUAUACAGAUUGAAAAAGAUAAUGUUGGAAUAAUGUAUUUUUUGUUUUUGAAGUCUUGGCUUUUACCUUUGUUUUUAGUCCUAUUAUUGAAAAUUUUCAACAACAACUUUUUAUUUAACAGAUCAAAAAAAAAAAAAACUAAUCGACUUCACUUUCUUUCAAAGAUUGAUCAAUUUCAACAUUUUUUAAGGGGCCAGUGUCACAUGAUGUUCGCUGCUGAAGCCUGUUUGCACCUAACGGGAUGUUGUUUGAGCUAGUGAUAGGCUAUAGAGAUAAGGAGCUUAAAGGAAAAACAUCCUGUGUGUCCCGAAAUGUCUUCCUCUUGGCGUCGUGUUCUGCUCUUUGGCCGACCUAACCAGCAUGUAGGCUGAGGGCCGAUCUUGUGCUGACACAAAUUGAAAAAUUGGGCUUAUUUGCAGUUUCAUCCUGAAGUCUGAAAACACAGAAAGCAUUUGAAUAGAUUUUUAUAUAAACUUAAAAAACAGCCAACAAUAAUAUGGAAGAGUUAUCAAGUUAUUUUGGUCCAGAAUUGUGACUUAUAUAUUCAUACCUGUUUAGAGACCUACUGUAUAGUCAUGACACCUACGGUAGUGACAUGACUAUGAAUGACUGAAAAAUACAAUUAUCUUUAUAAUGUGACAUUUUGACUCCAUACAUUGCUGGUGUCGAAAACCAAUUUCCUAGCAAGACUCUGACAGCCUGCCGUGUGCAGGUGGGCAAAGUUUAACAUGUGCUCUAGAUUCAAUUCUUAUCAGAAAUUAUUCUGAGCAUACGUUUAUGAUAUCAUUAAACUAUGCAUCUAUACCUAAGAUACCUUCGUCACCAAUGCACUGCUGUAAAAAGUAGAUCCUGGGUUACAGUCCCUCUUCCACAGUUCUUAGACUUUGUGUCUCCCCUCGCUGAGACUGUUAAAUCUCUAGACACACAAUAAACAUCCUAUCUGAGGGUGGAGGAGCACCAGAAACGAUUCAAAAGGCCCCGGUGUAAGAGACUGGACUCCUCCAGCCCACCUAUGUUUCAAAUAAAAAUCAGCUUUUAUUAGAUAAAUUGCUUGGCUGUUGUUUUGGGGGCCGUUUAAUUGGCUGUUAUUUUGUUACUCUGUGGCCUGCUGAAGUUUUGACAAUCCCCCUCUGGCCUCCCACUUAGUGCUUUCUACCUGUCUGCGAGCAUCUCUGAACCUAUAUUGCAGUCUGCUGGCUUAGUGCAGACAGGAAAUGCUGACUGCCUAAAGGAGCGUUUAGAUAAUUGGGGAUUAAUUGUUAAUGAGGUCAUUGUUCACUCAGGACUUGGAUCUAAAUAUUUAACUGUAAGCAUAAUUUAUCGACAGAAAUCUUUGUUUCUUCUUGCUCCAGUUUUUCCCUUUAAUAUUCAAUCUGCCAAACUCAUGUUACACUCCUUUAAUUAAAGGUGAUGAUAUGCACUGAAAAUGUUACACUCAAUAGAAAGCAUGAUGGUGCAACAUUAACUCUUCAUUUCAAAACAGAGUCAAAGUUAUUAGCAGUACAUCAUUCUACAUUAAAUCAGUUAUUCCUGCAUUGUUUUCUUAACACUCUCCUCUUUUCUGUGUCUGUUUGAAAGGUAAGAACACUGCGGUAUCAGAGCGUUGUUAGAAGCUGAAGAUAAAGGGAUUACUCUUGGCUGUUGAACACAGGAGGUCCUCGGUGCCAAGAGGGAUCAUCAGGCUGGUUGAAGCCCAACAGAUCUUCUCAGGGACAGCAGAAGGACCUAUUUAGAAACAUCAGCCCAGCUUCUUUUAUUUUUUUAAUAACUUGCCAUGGAGCCAAGAAACCUUUCAUGAUACCAUAGGAUUGUCUUCAAGACAGAUUUGGCUUCACCCUUUGGGUUGUUUGGAGUACUGCCUUGGAUUUUGUGCCAUUUUCACUCUCAAAGGGAUAAAUGCCGUUCUGGAGGAGAUACCAUCUUCAUUGUUGAUAUGCUUCAUCCUAACAGCUCUCUAUUCAGUGCAUAUAACCGCCAUUCAUGGUGUUCCUCACAACAAAGCUAAGGCCUUGGAGGACAGUCGCUUGUCAAGGAACAAUUUGGACCCUGGCCAGAUAUGGCCAGAGACGUCAGUUCUCUGAGCCUCAUGCCUUUGUCCGCAAGGCAUCAGCAAUGGAUUGGAGCCUCUUUGGGAUCUGUACUCCCGGUCUUCCCACUACAUGCUUUGAUUUUCUACUACUUCCUGUCGUGCGCAGCUGCAACCGGCAGCUUGGAUCAUGACUAUGGCAUUAGUCCCAAAUUUGUUUGCACCCCUAUUCCCCCAGAUGCAGACCCUAGCUGCUAUUCCCCACCCACGGUGCCCCAUGGACCUGGCAGUAAUGGCCACAGUAAUGACCACAGUAGUGGUGGUCGGAGAGGCGUGAUGUCUGAUGAGGCCAAAGCCACUAUCUUGCACCUGCGCGAGAGCCUUGUCAGGCAAAAGGAGACUAUCCUCGAUCAGCGAGAAACCAUCAGGGAGCUGACCGCCAAGCUCACUUUGUGUGAGGGCUUCGGUGGUCACCACAGCUCUGGUCACCAUGAUAACCAUCAUGACAAUCACCAUGACAACCAUCAUGAUAACCAUCAUGACAACCAUCAUGAUACACAUCACGACAACCAUCAUGAUGACCACCAUGGGCCUCACAACAACCACCAUACAUCAUCGCACCACGGGACGUUUCAUAGCAACGAUCACCACUACUCUCAUGGCAGCCACAGGUCAGACACCCACCACAGGAAGGGCCCAUCAUACGGGAAACACAGCUCCUUCUCUCCAGAGCAGACUGGAAAGACGCUACAGACACUGAAAGAGAGACUGGAAAACUUGCAGGUGAGUGCAAGAAAUUCACAACGCACUCUCAAGCUUAGUCACCAGUGAGGAUCAACCAAUCCUGUCCUGAUACGAUAUUGAUAUCAGAUAUCAGAUAUCAGUCCGAUAUCUGCCAAAAAACAAAUAUCGGAUUAUAUCGGCCUGCUUCUAAAAUCUCUGAUAUCAGCACUCCGAUACAAGCAGUCCAUUCCAGACUCCACUCCGGCACCUCUAGCUAGCAGCGCCCACAUAAUCACAACAACAGUGUGUACUAAGGUACAAACAAAAUAGCAAGAAGAAGGAGUGAUGUCGGCUGUGUGGCAGUAUUUUUCAUUAAAGUCUGAAAAAGACAUUGCAGCAAAACUUGUCUUGCACAAGUUUGUGCCAAUAUUGGAUCAAUAUCGGUAUUGGCCGAUACUAAAGGCUACAACAUCGGUGUUGUAUCGGAAGUAAAAAGUUGUAUCGGGACACCCCUAGUCGCUACCAACGAACGAGGUCAAAGGUUGAAUGAGGUCGAAUGUGCUUUGUAAUUUGCAACAGGGUUUACAGUUUACCAACAUUUAAAGGCAGAUAUAGUCCCAACGAAGCAUAAGUUACAACUUAAAUCUAACACCUAGCUAUUCAACUAUUAAUUGUGUCUUUGCCGUUUAGAUAUUGGAGAUACAAUUAUGUUUUUCUAAACAUACUUGGUCUGAAAUUAUUAUUAUUAUUAUUAUUAUUAUUAUUGAAUCUAUAGAUUUUAAACUACCAUGUUUUAUUUCCAAAGGUUCUUUCUUCUACUUCCUAAAAAACUGCAGCAUCAGGUCUUCUUAUAUGAUUAAAUGCUUAGUUAUGUUUCUGCAAAGUCAGGCUGAACAGUCUGCUGGGAGGCGGAAGCCUAUCAAAGGUUUGACUUAAUUGAGGUCAUAUCCUGCGUCACAACAGGUCACGAGCUCAGCCGCUACAUCAGCGGACCGUGACGUCAGCUGAACGAAAUGCUCACCUGUGAGAUACUGUUAGUGUUACCUUUAUUUAAAUAUUAUUGUUAAUCAGUUGCAUAUUUUAAAAUUGUUUUGUAAUUAUUUUAGUUAUUUAGGUUAUUUCAUCAUUAGUAACUAUUAAAAUAUUUAGAUAAAUAUACAAAUAUACACAAAUAUAAAACAGACUCAGCUAAAAACAAACCUUUUAACAUCAAAUCUUUUCUCUGAGACACUCCAAUCACUGUCCUGAAUACCACUGAUCUAAGCUUCAAAGGAAGCAGCCCAAAGUUGAUUAGCUUUGACCCGUACCUGAGACAACCCAUGCCCAACCAUCACAUGAUUGGGCCAGACAAAUGAAACCAAAUUAAGGUCAGGGACACCAAGGGUAAAGAUCUCUCCUACUCUUUAAAGAUAGCAUUUGUACAAAAUCACUGUUGUGAUUAUCUGCAGUAAGAUAAGAAUUCAUAAGAGGAAGUCAGACGUGUAACACAAGUCAAAAUUGGUUUUAAAUCACCGGUCCAAAUACUCAAAGUUCAGAUGUGUUUUAACUUUUGAAGCAGCUCUUGCUUGUGAUGAUUCUGCUGUGAAACUAAAACCCUGCUGCCCUCUAGCUUGUGAAAGCCUCAGUAUCAGUGCAGGUGGUCUGAAGCUCAGUGAAGGUGUUCCCAGAAAUCCCAUUCAAUCCCCCACAGAGGUGUGAGACAAAACAGAAGCCUUCCGUCACUCUUUCCUUUUAACAGGAUGUCUACACAACCAGCUUCUGGCCACGCGCCGAAGGGCACAAGCCAGCUUUACCUUCAAUUAGCCUUAUCUCCUCUGACGAAGCUAUUAAUCGUAGCGUGUGCUGGCAGGGAACAAAGCCGGAUUUGCUGGUGAAGAAAGGGAGCAAAAGAGAGGAGUAAAGGACUAGUAGGGAGGGUAAAACUCCAGAUGUCCAAUGUUACUCUUUCUUAUUCACUCCAGAACACUAAAAUUACAGCAAAAAUCAAUUUUAGCAAUUUUCUCAAAACUUAGAUUACAUUCGACAGCUCUUAUAGGAUGAAGUUGACCUUGCGAAAAUGAAGCUGACAUAGUCCAACCUCUACCUUUUAACAGUAUCAAACUCAUCCUGGUAUAAAAUGAGAGAACAGCAGUUGAAUUUCUAGUUAAGGGAGACCUAUUUUGAUCAUUUUCACCUUUAAUUAUGCAUUAGUUAGCUUGCAGGUGUUACUGUUCAUACAGGUUUGUAGUCACCAUAAGACCCAAGAUUGACACUUUCACAGAAAACAGCAGAAGCUUGCUGUUUGCACCUACUUAGCUCCUGUUUUAUCCCCAUUAGCAUAUGUUAGCCAUUGUUAAAUUGCCUGCUGUAAUGAUGUUAGUCAUGUCUUGUGGUUUUAAGCCUUCAUAAAAGGUCCUCAUGGAUGAAACAGCCCCAGGUUUCAGUUACAAUAGAGGCCCAAAUUGAGCUCAUACCGGUCUUUGUUUACAAAUGAGUCAUUAGUGACUUGACAAGCACAGAACAACUACGCUGCGGCUGUCAUCCUUGAAACAUAAAAACUUUCUACUUUUUUACUAGUGUCUUGGUCUUUUGGGAAAGAAAACUGCUGUGACCUUUAAAACCAAAAGAGCACAGCAGCAUUGGAACCGUUAGCCAGGCAUUUCCUUCAACAUUGUCCUAAUAGGAGCGCAGAAUUGAAUGUCAGGUUUCAAGUUUUGUGAAGUUUUUGAAAGUAGCCGCACAGAGAACCCAGAAAAAUACUUUCAGAGAUGCACUAUAACAUCUGGACAGCUCAAUAUCAUGAAUGUUUACCAUGGUUUAGUAUGGAUAUUAAACAUGCCAAUCCCAUGGAAAUGCGUCGAAAAUCUUGUAGCAACUCAAAGACUUCCUCUUGUGAUAUCCAAAUGUUCUAGGGUACCGAGGACCAAGUUCUAGUCUCAACUGUUUCGAUGUAAACGACAAGAAAUAUUGAUUAAGGUGUUUUGUUUUGUUUUUAUCUGCAGGCCAGAAACUCAUCCAGUUCUUACUCCAGUUCCUUGAGAGAACUCCUCCAGCGAAAAAUCACUGCCCUGGAGGAGCAGCUGCACAGCUACUACAGAGAUCACCAUGACUAUGACCAUAAUAACGAUCACCAUGAUGAUCAUCACGACGAUCACCAUGGAGACCACCAUGAUGAUCAUCAUGGUAGCAGCCACCAUCAUGACCACCAUGAUGACCAUCAUGAUGACCAUCAUGGCAACGGUCCCCGUGAUAACCACCACGAUGACCACCAUCGAACAGGUCACCACGACAAUCACCAUCGCACAGAUCAUUAUGACGACCACCACAACAACCAUCGCACCAACCAUCAUGGUAGUAGCAGGUACAACCAUCGCAGCAAUUACCAUAACCGUAACCACUAUGACCACCAUUAUGACUGGCACCACAGUAGGCAUAAUGGUCAACAUGGCACCCAUCACGGCAACCACUACAAUGACCAUCACGAUGACCACAAUGGUCAUCAUGAUGACCACCACGACUACCACGAUGAUCACCAUCAUGGCAGCGAUCACCAUGAUGAUCACCAUGACUCUCACCAUGGACAUGGAUACCAUGAUGACCACCACUACGAUCACCAUGAUGAUCACCAUGAGUACGGCCACCAUGACGACCACCAUGAUGAUCAUCCCCCACAACGUCUCUCCUUCGGGAACAAAGAGACAGGUCUGCCCGGCCACAACAAGCUGGAGACAGUUCUCGGCCAACUUCACCAUGAGCAUGAUGACCAUGGUAAAAAUAAACACACACACACAAACCCGUAGAUAAGGACUGUAAAGACUAAUCGAUCCAUACUGAUCAACACCUUUAAUGUUAGCCCCAGUCCGUAAAACUGUUAUACAAACCAGUUCAUGGCCUAAUCUUCUCAUUUGGAGGUUUUCAGCUUAAUAAAAACACGCUCUGUGAUAGUGAAACCUGUGAUAUGAUGGAGCUAGCAUGCUAACAUCAGCAAUUUUGGCACAAGCAUAACAAGAGACAAAACCAAGCAAAGCUUUGGGUCAUUGUAGCAUCUAUAGCCUCUUGUAUUUUUUUGACUUACAACCUUUCUGUGUAGUUAUGAGCGACUGCCAAUGCCACUUGUUUACAGACCAACAAUUGAAACCAUCAAGGUCACUGGAAAGCUUGAGUAAUCUACCAAGAACAUGAUCUACAAAGUCAUAGCCUCCGAUGACCACAUCCUUCCCCUGAAAGUAGUCAGUCAAAUCUCGACUCUGUCUCAACAGGAAACAACAAGAAGUUAAAGACUCCCAAUGCUUUCCUACUGGAGUUUCCCAUGAGGACCAAUUACAUGUACGCCAGGAUGAAGCGGUCUGUGAUCAACGAGAUCUUUGCUCUGACCAUGUGCAUAUGGAUGAAGGCAGGAGCAGGUCCUGGCCUUGGCACUCCCAUAUCUUAUGCUGUUCCCGGACAAGCCAAUGAGCUGGUGCUAAUCGAAUGGGGCAGCAACCCAAUGGAGCUCCUAAUUAAUGACAAGGUAAGGGUUGAUAUGGGGGCUAAAAACUUAAGAACCCAUAAUUAGACACUACAAAUAAGUCUAGUUGACACUGUGCCUUUUGCAUUGUCCUUGUUGAUUCCUGUGCUAAAAUCACAGGAUCUGCUUUACAUUGAAAGCUGCGUCUCUGAGCUAUAUCAGACCAGUCACAGAGGGUAGCACUGCAGUUGUCAAACAUCUAUCCAAAAUCUUACCUAAAGGUUAUGAUCUAGACAAGAACACUUCUCUACAUGGGUGCAUCAUGAGUCUAUAUGAUCGACACAUUCCUUAAGGAGUCCUUUAAAUGUACUCAGGUUACUGACAUACUAAUUGUACAAUUAGUGUAUUAGACUCUUAAUCUUUGUUUCCAGGAAAGGCUGAUUCCCCAAACUUAAGACAGGAAAACAGAUGUUUUGAUCUCUUUCACUGUCCCAGUACUGAGUGCUCAACAACAGAUCAACAAAGCAAUUAAUCUGAUUAUGGUAAUUGAUUAGCCUAAUUGUCUGUCGUAGUGACAUUACCCGGAGGUAGAGACCGACAUAGCUUUUUUGUUCUAGUUACACACUUGGCAGACAUUUGACGGAUCAAUGGCACAGUCAAAAUUUUAGACAAUAUAUUAAAAUAUUGACUGCACUCAGUUUUGAACUUUUGUCUCUUCUCCAACAUUGUGACGUAUUGGGAUUUGUAGCGACUCAAUCACAGUAUCCAAAACUGGGCAAUGAAAACACACGGGGUUAUUUGUUUAGAAAAAAAACUUACUGAAGGGAGAAAUGACCUCUUGGAAAACCAAAGAAUCGCUACCCAAAAAGAAGCUGAGUUAGUUAGUUAGUUAGCUGAUUAGUAACAGCUCGCUUCGCAGCCUCUUCUUGUGUCCCGAAUUUGACAAAUAAUCAAACACAGAUACUGAUUUUAAUUCUAGAGCUCCUUUUGGGGGGAAAAUGUUUAAAAUCAAGGAAAACGAUCAACGAUGGAGACUGCUGACGCCAAAACAAGCUAGGCUAAUCUGUGAGAAUAUGACAGCAGCUCAGCACAUAGUCUCUUCUGCUUCCCAAAUUGGAUGAAGAUCAAGUUGAGACACUGAUUUUAGUCUCAGAGCUUCUUUAAGUUGGAUUUUUUUCAAGGUUCAUGAUUAUGUGUACCAUCUGUUUUGAAGACAACACAACCUCAGUCAAAGCACGGUCCCAAUGCUAUCUGCAGCUCAGCAUGCAGCCUCCAGAGAAAUGCUGUAUUAGCCCCAAAUCUUUAGAUCUACACAGAUUUUUACCCAUGAACUCUUUCUACCUACUUUCAGGCGGUGACAUUGCCAAUUACCAUGACAGACGGGAAGUGGCAUCAUGUGUGUGUGACGUGGUCAACACGCGAUGGUGUCUGGGAGGCCUACCAGGACGGGGUGAAAAAAGGCUCAGGGCAAAACCUGUCAGCCUGGCACUCAAUCAAGCCAGGAGGGACUUUCAUCCUGGGCCAGGAACAGGUAAGAAAAUCCACCUGGUAGUCAGACUUGAUAGUUGAUGUGACUGGUGAGAGGGUUCGUGAAGGGCUGGAUGAGGAGAGAGUGAUAUCUUUGGUCCAAACAAUCAGUUUAGGACUAUCCCAUAACUGCUCUUAAACUUUACAUACUAAGUGGUAGUACAUCUUGUUGAGCUCAAUAGUUUGGCAUCCCAAAAUAAAGACAGAAAGUUUAAACACAACUCUUAUAAUCUUGACCUUGUUCCUCCCUGAUCUGCACAGGACACGAUGGGAGGCCGGUUCGACGUCACUCAAUCCUUCAUGGGAGAGUUGUCUGAUUUCCAGCUCUGGUCUAGAGUCCUGACAGCCAAUGAGAUCCAUGGCCAAGCGACCUGUGGGGCUCACCUCUCCGGUGACAUCAUGUCCUGGUCUGAGGAAGCAGUGGAGCUCCACGGUGGACUCGCAGAGUUCCCCUUUGACCCCUGCCACUUGUGACUGAAGCCAGAGCCUGACAUCACUGCCAGAACAAAUAAUGGCUGGAGAGAGUAAAACUGUCUUUUCUGUCGUGGAUGAAAGAUAAGGUAGUAAUCUGCGUCUUGCAAGCUUUGGUUUUUCCAUCACAGGGAUGAGCAAGAGGUUUAACAACACUAGCACAGCUGUGGACACGGACAGAGCGAGGGGUUAUUUUGUUUUUCAAUCUCUCUGCCUGCUCCCUGCAAAGCGACUUUAAAGGCUCCAAAGAGCACCAGGCUUUGGAUUUAAUGGCUGUGUGGUCAGGACCACAGGCUGCUGUGAGAGCCAACACAUCUAAUAGGAUUUCAUCCCAUCAGAACAGUUCCCAAGGUUGCUUGUUUCUAACAGCUCGCCUGCACUAGCUUCUUCUUCGACAGGCAAAGAGAGAGCAGCUCAGCUUCUAAAUGAAGCCACCAGGAGACAUGAACUGCGAUGAUUCAUACAUAUUGAAAAGUUGUUUGUUAAAUAUCUGUGGAGACGAAGGGAUAAUGAUGCUGCAGAACUUUUUUAUCAUUGCAGUUUAAAAAAACAACCAUCGGAUAUAAAUUUUGCACGCUAUGAUUUGGCUGUUUUUUACUGAGUAGUAUUUCAUAUUGAAAACUCAAAUAAAAUGUAAUCCAUGUGUGUCAAUAUAUUUUGUUAAUGUUGAAAGAUCAAGAUGGUUUAAACAUAAAAAUGUACAACCCCGAUCAGACAAAAGUUUGGCGUAAAAUGUCCACAAAAACAGAUUUACAUGGUUUACAAACACCUUCUGCACUAUUUCCAAUUGAAUAUAAGGGUCAAAUUAUUUGUUAACCAUCUAAUUCUGUUUUCAUAAUCCUUUUACACAGCCUCCAAACUCUCACAGGACACUGUGUCCUAACUCCUAUUGUGCUGUCUAAAUUCCUCCCCUCAGAGGUCGAACAGCCGCUGUAUAGGAAAACCAGGGCUCAAUGUCAAAUAUGACAUGUCACGCGACACAUGCAGGAACCCACCUGACAUCAUUCAGAGUGAACCGUCGCUCAACAUGUCACUCUGCAUCUGCUGGCUUACAGCAGGAUUUACUUUUGAACAAGUGAUCCUGCCUAUUUCCGGCCAGCUCUGACCACAUGACAGAGUUUGACACACACACACACAUUCACACACACAUGCACACACACACACACUCACACAGAGGCUCAGAUAAAAGGUUGAACAGAGACGUUGCUGAUCUCCAACUAUCUGUCUGUAGAUGCACUUUUAUGUUUUUAUAAAAAGAGGUUUUGUAC
Messenger RNA from Xyrichtys novacula (pearly razorfish), 60499 nucleotides. NCBI's taxonomy places the organism in Eukaryota, Metazoa, Chordata, Actinopteri, Labriformes, Labridae. The record is from the annotation of a GenBank genome assembly.